Messenger RNA from Cinara cedri, 85537 nucleotides. NCBI's taxonomy places the organism in Eukaryota, Metazoa, Arthropoda, Insecta, Hemiptera, Aphididae. The record is from the annotation of a GenBank genome assembly.
AUGCUUUUCGGCGAAACUGUAACGUUUGGGUAAGACGCGAAUUCGGAUUCAUUAUAUUCUUUACUGGGAUAUGUCGAAAACGCAAAUAUCAUUAUUUUAUUGAAAUAACAAUAGUAAACAAAUAUUUUGACUGUGUUUUUGGAAAUUUUUCAAAAAUUAAUUGAACACAACAAAAACAAAAUUAAAAACGACGAAAUCGUUGUUUCCGUAAGCUUUCCCAUUCUUUCUACGUUUUCCCCCUAAAUUUUUUCCAAUUAUUAUGAAAACUCAAAAAAAAAAAAAAAAAAAAAUGACCUCAUUCAAAAUACGACGAAAAAUUUCUCCUGGCAAUUUUUGAUCGGAGCGAGAUUUCUGGUAGUAAAUUGGUUACAUGAAGAAGAAAAAACAAUCAGCUCACAUCACAGGAUAGUAAUACCAAUACACUCCGCUCAGAAUCUAAAUGAUAAGCCGUACGCAAGCCACUCAACACAAAAACACAAAAAGCGAAUGAAUUUUAGAUUCUGAGCGGAGUAUGGAACGUAUUGGUUUUACAAUGAUGUUUAUCACUAUUGUUUUCUUUUGACUGUACACAACUUUUCCACCGGCAAUUUCGUUCCGAUUUUCAAUUACAGUAAUUUUUCUGAAAGAAAAUCUGAAUGAGGCGGUAAUUUAAGGAGAUCCUUUUUUUUUUUUUUUCGUUUUCAUAAUAAAUGGGGAAAAAGGGAAAAUAGGUGCAAUAUUAAACAAAUAUUAAAGAAAAUAUAAAACGCACAUUAUGUAAUUAUUUUACCAUAAAAUGGCAUAAUAUUGUCGACAAAGCAACACUAUUAACCGCACUCCGCUCAGAACCGUUGCGUACAGAUGCCCAUUAAGUUUCCUCGUCCGCGUGUACGCCUUCCCGACUGCACGCCUGCAACACAGCGGUGACCCGCCCGUCGUGCGAAGUGUAUCUGUACGUUCGGGAUCGUUAAGGCCUUUCGAUCGUGUGAACGAACGUUCGCCGCGGUUCUCUUCGUCAACGGUCCGUGCGAGGAGAAACGCCGCCCGCGGGCCUUUCCAGCGUUUUGGCGUUUGAAAAUAUCAACCCGUAAACUUCACAGGUAUUCGCGGACCGUAAACACGUGAGUAACCGGAAAAUCGCGCUCGGCGCACCACGCUCGCCCGUCAGCAAAACCGCGUAAAAGUAUAAUGAAUUAUUAUUAUACGAGCGCGUGCGUGUAAAGAUUUACGACCGAUUACGGCGGUCUUUCGCCCACAUUUACACGCCGUUAAAAACUGCACAAAAACAUUAUAUUCGAUACGACACGGGCGCGUUAUUUCCAGUCGAAUUCGUCGCGAUAGUUUUUCUCUCUCUCCCUCUCUCUCUCUCUCUCUCUCUCUCUCUCUCAUAAACUAGCCCGUAUUAUACAAUAAUAAUAAUAAUAAUAAAAAACAAAAAAAAAACCGCGUCUUAAUAACGCGCGAGCGUUGAACUUUUAACGAGCUCCCGCAUAUAUUACGUUAUAGUUACGCUGUAUUGAUUCCUUUCAUUUUAUUUCACCAACAAAUCACUAUCAAUGCGGGUAUUUUAAGCGAAUUUUAUUUCGGCGGUAUACGAUCGGAUUUUUCCAACAGAAAAAAAAAAAAAAAAAAACCAUUCUCUUUAAAACCAUAUUUAAUUUUUACCCCUACUCUACGCGUAUCUUAAACAAGUACACACUUUCGUUUCUCAAACAGAAACGUCCUUUUUUUUUUGGACACAGAUUCGAAUACGGAAUAUUGUUUUUCAGCAUUUCGGUACGUAUAACACUAAUAUCAAUGUUUAUGUAUUAUAACAGUUGGGUUUAUGCUGGAGCAGUAGGGAAGGGUAAUAAAUUGCAUAUCUGUUUUUAAAUGACAGGUUAAUAAAAAAAAUCACUCUGCGGUAUUAUAGUGAUCGAGGUUUAUUUAUUCAUUUUUUUUUUUUUUGCUUCGUUGUAAUCAAGGUAACCCGUAAAUCAACAAAAAUAAAAUCGAUGCGCCCGCUUCAUUCGUUGUUAGCUCCUAGUAAAUUUUGUGAAAUUUCAAUAAAUUUUCGACAGGGUACUGUCGGGCGAAAAAUCCGCGCAUUUUUUCUAACCAAAAAGAAAAAAAAAAAAACGGUUUUCCGGCGAGAAACACUACACGUCUCGUCGCGGUGAAACCGAAAGCUACACUCGGGAAAUCUUGAACGCGAUAGUUGCGCGGAAGAACGUAAUGACAUUAUAUUAUUGUGCGCGUUGUAAACCGCACGACGGUUUUGUGUUUAUUAAUUCGCGGUACUUGUAUUCCAUUUUUAUCUCAUCACGGGCAUUGCUCGAAAAUGCUAUUGAUCAACGGUUUAGGCCGUUUUCGAAGUGUUCCGGUUCGCUUCGUUGCGGUCGGACGGUCGACGGUGUGCUUACCGUGUUGUCGAAAAACCGCAACACGCGCCGUUCUGCGUACCGGUCCGGUGUUCGCCGAAUACCGAUUUUUUUAUUAUUAUUUUUUCUUUCGUUUUAGUUAAUCUUUUUUUUUUUCGAUCGGUCUUUUAUUAUUAUUUUUUUUUUAUUUCUAGUUGUUAUCUGAUAGCCGGUUAGACAAUCGUCGAAAAUAUUAUUAUCUACGUUUUAGAUAUGAUUUUUGUUCACGUUGUUUUUUUUAUUUUUACAUUUGUUUUAUUGUGUUUUUGUCCUAUCGGCGGCAGUCACGGGUAUUUCUCGAAAAGGUUAUUUUAUCGACGCGUUUUAGACUAUUUUCGGAGUUUUUAUAAUUAUUUCCAAAGGCGUAGUCGAUGCAGUGGACAAUAUGUGCGCGUCACAUUCUGUCUCUAGAGUUACCAAAAACGUGGCCACUUGUAAUUUUUCAUUCUUCGACGAAUCCUACGCGACGGGAUAUUAUUAUAAUACUUCACAUUUAAAAAACGAACGGGAUACAGUGCGUUUGCCCGUCGUGGGAUUGUCGCGGGCUAUUAAAAAUAUCAAUUUAAAACCCGUCGGUAGGCGCGUUAGUAUUCGUAACACGGUUUGGCGCGUACGAGCGCGGCGCUCACAUUUCGAAUGUUCACCACUAAAAGCGACUAUUCGAACUGUAAAUGAGGAUUCCGGUAUGAAUAAUUAAUUAGAAUAACUAUAAUUAUUUUUUAUUAAACUAUUUUUAUUCGAAAAUUCAUACGCAAAAGCGUAUAAAGCAAGGAGGGGGGAUUUCUCUUUUGUUCCUGCGUAGCGUACCAACAACUGUCAAAUUACGACCUUCAAGCCACUCGUUCACUAAUGGUAUGGAAGUUUUACCAGUUAUCCGUCGUAAUAUUUCGGCCAGUUUUAGAAAUCGGAGUUGUCAUCCUUUUUACAAUACUCGAUGGCUUAUUUUCAAAUUUGAACAGUCUGCGUUCUUACAUAUACCUCCAUGUUAGAUCUAAACAAAGUACGUGAAUCUACUAGAGCUUGAAUUUUGAGGCCGUAAAUAUUUGAUUUGUUCGCGAUAUACUGACGAAAACUACACCUACCUCUAAAUCCCUCGAGCAAAAGUAAGUAUUUCAUCGAUAGUGCAGUUUUCUCCAACAGUACAUAUACAUCCAGGCAACGCUGUACAAAUCUAUCAAAUAUCAUUCGGAUUGCGGCUAGUUUGUCAUACAUUUUUCUGUCAGUUCUUGUAUUUAUAUCGUUGAACCUGAGUGCACGGUGCAACAGAUAAAAUCGGGUUUUAGUGGCAUGACAGCUCGAAAAUAUGGGGAUGAUUAAGGAUCGUCUGACCAAAAAUCGUUCAAAUUCAAAUGGUUGCUACGUCAUACACCUGCCAAGUGCAGAAGCGCGAAUAACGCUUUUAUUUCCUCUCUAGUUGUAUCAAGGCAAUCUCUUUCCCGUUGGAAAUUUGUACGAAUCUCAGUAAAAUAAAUAUUAGUACAUUAUUUACACGAAAACUAAUGUACAAAAGUAGUUAAAACACAAUCGAACAACGUUCGCGGUUAAAAAUUGCAAAGUCGAAAACAAAAUGUUAAUUCGACUGCGCCAAACAAAAGUUCAUUUUAUUUUGUUCUAAAGCAAAACUAAAUUUGACAAUAAUAAUAACGAUAAAAGUUCAAUGUUUGUAAAUAACUGUCGGUGUUAUUGUCGUUGUCCACAGUGGUGCGGCGGCUGAGGGAGGCGCCGGCGAGCAACAGGCGCAACAGUCUUCGUCUUCGGACCCGACGGACGUGGCGCGGCACAAGAUCGUGGUGAUGGGCGCGGCCCGGGUGGGCAAGUCGUCGCUGAUCACCCAGUUCCUGUACCGCAAGUUCUCGUCCAAGUACAAGCGGACCGUGGAGGAAAUGCACCACGGCCGGUUCACCGUGGACGGCGUGAAAAUCGACCUGGACAUACUGGACACGUCGGGUGCGUACGAGUUUCCGGCCAUGCGGGCCCUAUCCAUAUCGUCCGCGGACGCGUUCGUGCUCGUCUACUCGGUCACCGAUCCCGAUACGUUCCAGCAGGCGGCCUCGAUCCGGGACGAGAUCGUCAGUACUAAGCGCACGGUCGACGUGCCCAUCGUGGUGGUCGGCAACAAGCUCGACCUGGCCAACACCGACAGAAAGGUAAAAACAAAGCGUGAUUUUUUACAAACAAUUUUGUCUGUUUUUUGUUGAAAAAGUAUUCGACUAGACUGAAGAUUUCGGUGCGGAUUCAAAGUCUCGAGAACGCGUGAAAACGCGGGUGAAAAAAAUUCGGUGUUCUUAUUUGCAGGGUUGAGAUUCGGAACGGGCGCUAAUAAAAAUUCAAAUUUGCCGUCAUACAGUAAAACUCGCUGAAGACGCUCUUUAAAGGACCAGCUCUCUAGAGCGUCUUAUGUGGAAAUUAAAAAAAUUGAGUGAUUGAAAUAUCGAAUUUAUUUUUUUAUUAUUGGACAUAAUUUAACGGGUAAUACAUUUAUAAAUUAAUUAUAAUCACAUACAGAUAUUUUUUGCUAUUGAAUUUAAUUAAAAAAUAAAUACAUUUAUACAUUAUACACACCUCGUAUCGCAUGUAGGUAUAUUAUUAUUUUUAUUUUUUCUAUUUUAUCAUAUUAAAAAAAAUUAUCUAUUUUUGUUUGCUUAAGAUUCUGACAGUGCGUUUCAAGAAGAAAUGUAUCUAUAUUGUUAGCAUAACCCAAUAUUUCUUCAACAUUUUCUACAGAGGAUAAUACUUUUCGAAUUUCUGAUGGGUGUUUCUAUUUUUUAUUUUCGCACAACUACCAGAAUGUAUCGUAAAUUGCUGAACAAAAGAGCGUCUUAUCCGAUUAGAUAGACAAAAACCGAGCGUCUUAAUAGGUGAUCUUUACAUUGACUAGUACAGGAAAUGUCCAGGGACCGACGGAAAACAGCGUCUUAUGCGGGAAAGCGUCUUAAGCGAAUUUCACUGUAUUUGUUAAUAAACAAUACGUUUUACGAUAAUCACGUAAUGAAAUAUUAAUUAAAAAAAACCGAAGAAAUUAUUGACGUUAUCGAUUUAAAAACUUGGAUGCAUCCGAAUUUGGGUCGCGGAUCCGAGUGGUUUCAUUUUUUGUAAAAUACAUCCCCGUCGUUUAUUUUCUUCAUACUUUUCAUUUUAAUGGAAUAAUAUCUACUUGGAUACUUUUUAGUUAUCAUUUAUGAUAAAUUUAUUCACUUAUCGUUUUUGCCCACAUAGAAAUAGGAAAUUUUGCUUCAGAAACUAUAUAAUUCUCUGUUAAAUAAUCCAUAAAUUCCUUAAGUUUAUCAUGUUCCGAUAUUGUAGGUAUCGAAUCUCCAACUAAAAAUUUAUCAAUAACAUUUUUAUUUAAUAAUGGUAAUCUAAAUAAAUGUUUUAAUUAAAUUACGGCUGUAUUUCGUUUUCGUUCACUAGAAGACUAUACGAGUACACAACUAUUAGUCGUUUUCUAACUUAGUUUUAAUCAAAUUUGAAAUAAAAUUCUCUUUCCCCACUGUUUAAAUUAGUUAAUCAUAUAAAAUGGGAACCUACAGCUGCGGAUUAUUUUGUCGAUAAGAUUGCAGACGCACUCUUCGGGUUAUGAAAAAGAUUAAAAACGUUAAACGGGGCGCACUCUGUAUAUCCCCGUCCGUUAAGGAAUACUAACCGUACUUAUUAUACGUACCUUUUUUUUUUUUAUCGUGUAGGAACUAAUAUAUGUAUUUUUUUUACCCGAAAGGUCUCGUGUAGGAACCUUACAUUCGACUAUUUUACGGGUUCUCGGGUUCCGGAACCCCGGGUUCUUUUCGGUCCCCCGGUCUCCGGCCUCGUGUCGGGUGCUGGGGGUCCAUAGUACGCGUACUAUAGAAACACCGAACGAAUAAACACGCGCGCUGCAGUUUGAUAUAUUUUUUUUAAUUUUAUUUUUUUACAAUAUCGAACGUGUCUGCACAACUGCCGUACAACAAUAAUAAUAUAGACGCGAUGAUGUAUCGUUUUAUUCGCGGUUUCAUCGGAUCGUUUCGAAAAAUACCCGACUACGUAUUAUUUCGCCCCGCAGCCGCGCGCGAAUCGACAACACACAAUAGUCAUUAAUAUUUUCUUUCCGUUUCCCGUUGUGAUUUAUGGGACGUUUUCCCGUUCGCGCGACGACGUUUCCAGAGCCGUAUACGUAAUUAACUCGGCUUCCUAUUCGGUACGCCGAAAACGUUUUGUACUUAUACAGGAUGUCCCGCGGAGAUCCGACAAACGCGAGUGACUUUCCCAUAGUGUCCGAUCGGUAUUAAAGUUUUUAUUUUUAUAUACUACUACGAGCACAUAGGCUAUGAUUCUUGUGUUUUCAAUUUUUUCGAUUGAACUGCAAUUACAUCAUAGAAAAAAAAAAAAAAAAAACUGUUGACUAGCUACGAACCGUUAAUUGUCUACGAAUUUUCAAUGAAAAUUUUUAAUUGAUUUCGUCGCGACCAAUACCCAUUAAAUAAUACCAAUAUAGCUUCGUCAAUUUGUUUCAUAGCAAAAUAUUUGCUUGUAAACUUCAAAAAUGUUUAGAAAACGAACGGUUAGUCAUAUUAGUAAACGUUCGAAACGCAGACAUUUUCUUUCGAAACGAACGUUUAAAAUGAAAACGCUUAAGAAGGAGAUUUAGUUUGUCCGUGGAACACUCUGUAUAUUGUUGUUUCUCCGAUAUCAAUUAAUAUUAUUAUUCUCUCGUGCAAAACAAACGCUGUCGUCGUAAUAAACCGUUUCCUUAUAAUAUUUAUGAUUAUUACCUAUUUUGAAUUCUCACAUUUUGCCGUUCGCAAAAUUGUAUAAUUUCGUUUUAUAAUAAAUUGUUUUCGCCGUUUUAUUCGCGAUUUAUCUUUCCGUAUAUUAUAAUAUCCGGUGACGUUCUCGGGAAUUCGCGUCGAGAGCAUGCGUAGGUAUUUGUUAUUUGAUAAUUAAAUCCGACGUAUUAAAAUCGAAUACAUGCGACCAAUGUGUUCUUAAAAUAUUUUUCUCGCAUCGAUAACAUCAAAGCAAAGGAUAAGGCCAUGCCAAUCUACAAAAACAGAUGUGCUCAGAAGAAGUCACAAAAGCCAUCAUAAUACCAGUACUUACUACUGCUUUCGGACGCAACUUUUUGAACAGACUUCGUAUGAAUUGUUUAUGCGUCACGAAUUAAGCGAUUAUUUUAAAUUAAUCAUAAAUUGUUUCUAUAUAUUUUUUUAUAUUAUAUUAUAAUCAAUGGCGUGCCCAAAGGGGGGGGGGUUGGGGUUGUAUCUCCCCCAUUGGCUUAAAAAUACAACAAAAUAUGAGUAAUCUAAUAUCGAGAUAUAAUAUUUCCAAGAAAAAGCUUUAUGUAUAUUGAUUAGAAUUUGGCUUUUUUUUAUGGAUCCGAUUUUUAAAUUACCAAUUUCCAUAGUCGAGUUGGAUAAAGAAGACAAUUUAACAUUUUUUUCGUGAUUUUUAUUCGUUACAUCCCCUCACAUUAAAAAUUCCAGGGCACGCCACUGAUUAUAAUAUGUAUAACGCUAUAGCGUCGCCUAAUUCAUAAGCAAUUAAUAUUUCACGGGUAAAUCAAUUUGUAGUAGGUAUCUUAGUAUAUUACGACUGCCGACGUUAUAUAUCGUUUAAAAGGAACCGAGGACGCCAGUUAGGAGGUGCAAGAGGUUAACAUGUCCCUGUCCUAGAAAACUAUAUUUUCAUGUGGUUUUUAGUUAUAAUAAAUACAUUUUGCUAAUGAUAAUGACAAGAUUUACUGUGGAAGAAUUUAGGUUUAAUGGACCGUAUAUGUUCAUUAUUCAUAAACAAAAAGUUCAUCACGACACCGAGUUUGUUGAAAAUGUAGUUUGCAAAAACGAAAUUUAUAGUUUUUGUUUUAAAAUAUUGUUUUUGUUCACGUAUAAAAUUUACGUUUGUUACGUUAAUUUAAUAAAAGCAAUUUUGUUACUCUUAGUUUUUCAGUUUUUUAUUUUAUGUUUGUCACCCCCUUAGGUUUUGACAGAUGGACGCGCUUGAAAAUUGGGUAGUAGGUACUCUAAACCAACAGUGUACUAUAGAAGUGCGAAAAAUCGGAUUUAAAAACGUCAUACGAAAAUAAAUAAUAUUAAAAAAAAAAAAAUAUUCGGUUUUGUUCCGCGAUAUUAUAACGUAAUAAUAAUCGUGAUAAUAUCAUUAUAAUGGGCACUCGGGCUCGAAACGAUCGCGUGAUGUCCGAUUUGAACUUUGCGCGUGCGCGAUAUUUUGUCCAUGUACCGUUGAAAUUCGGCCAAAAAACGGCCGAUAAACCGAAUGCUACACCUAUGGGUACGUUUUAUUAUUAAGGAUAUCAUAGGUAUGUGUAUACUCGUGUGUACACAUAUAUAUAUAAUGUAUUUCAAUAAAACAUUCGCGAAUAUUGUUAUCUCGAAUCGAUACGUCCGCGGAAAACGACCAAUCAAUCAGCCUCCGUCGCAGGUGCGGCGGUCCUAAGCCCCUUUGAUCUGCCUUGACACGCGCGCGCGGAACGACCGCAAUUCGUCUCUCUAAACACAACACCGCGCGCAAACCAAAAGACGACACGCAUAAUGCGUAUAAUAGGUAACCUACCAGCUAUCUACUAGCUGUCUGCUGCGGAUCUCGGAACGAUCCAUUUGUCGUAUACGUAUACGACACACGUGCGGGUAUACCGAGCGCGCAAGAUAUACAAACGACCAUUAGGGGAAAGGUUUACAAAACGUAAACAGUAGAUACGUUGCCGUGACGUUAAAAAGUAAUUGAAAAAAAAAAAAAAAACAAUAUAUUAUAUACCUGUAUGUACACAAAAAACGUACGUGGGUGUAGGGCGUCGUUGUUGCGGAAUCGCAAAUUAUUCGUGUAGGUACAUGAAUUGCGCGACAUGUUUACGCGAUAUAACCGGUUGUUUUUUUUAGUUUUUUAAAAAAAUCAUAAUUUUAUUUUUUGUUAAUUUAACGUUUUUGUACAGGAAUAUGUUUCUAUCCCGUCCGCGGCAUUGUCCGUUUAAAUACGAAUAAAACGCACACUCGCACUGCGGGCACUUACAAAUAAUGUGAAUAUUUUUAUGAUACGGAACAGUUAGCGAUAUUAUAGGACAAAUGCAUGGAAAAAGGAAGUCUGUUAAAGAACUGCGUGUGGAAACGGACUUAUCGCUCGCGAUAGGCCAAUCGAUGGCUGGACGAUAUUGUUAUUAUUAUUAUGAAAACGAACUGUGAUUAUGAAGUUGUCAACGCAAGUGGAUAGACGUAGUGGACGAAGACCGUAAAACUCUAUAGGAAUACGAUACCAGAAGAAAAUAGUUAAAGACCGGGAUUUAUGAAGAAGGGAGGGGAGGUAUUGAUCGAUUCUGAGUAAGAAGAAAUAAUAAGAGUAAAAAGAAUAUAUAAGCAUGUUAACAAUAUAAUACAUCGUUUAUCUAUUCCUAAUUUCUCAGAAAACAAAACGACUACACAGUGAAGCUGAUACGAGUGUAUUGAACGUUAUUUUCAAAAAUAACAAACAUUUUAAUGUUUAUAGUUAGUGUUUGAAAAUUGUAUGAAAUAUGUUUUUUUUUUCAAAUUGUUAUUAUUUUUAUUUUUACCCAUCUACAUUCGUGACAAUUAUUAGUGAUUGUUUUCUUCGAUAUUUCAAAUUUAUAAAGAUAUUUACAUUUUUUUUUUAUCGACAGAAAAAAUACACACUAAUGUUCAAAUGAUACAAUAUCAUACAGAAUACGCAUGCGUUACAAGUCACCAAUACUAAAGGCUUUUAAUUUUAUAAUAAAUAAACCGAAAGACGACCCUCCUUCCCCAUCAGCACAUGCUGUAGGAUCCCCUCGCUGUCAAAUAUAUUCUUACUGAAUGUAGAAUAUUUAACGUGGACAGCAGAAAAUAACAAAGAUCGGACCACCUAGUGGAAACAUUAAACCUUGCUCAUCCAAUUUCUAUCGGUAACACAUCUCAUCAACCGACUGUAACUAGCAUCCACAAAUAUCCACAUUACAACUAUACCUACAUCCUUAUCUAUCCUUGUUAUAUAGUUAUUCACCCUGUUUUAUUUUGUUAUUUACCAUUGUUAACUUUUUUGUAAUCUAUAUGUUUUAAUAUCUAUACAUUAUAUUAUGUAAUUUUACGUCCAAUAGCCACUGCAGCUAUAAAAAAAAAAAAAAAAAAACGGUAUACGAUAUUAUUUUAAUAAAUUUAUUAAAUAACGAUAAAAUAUGAUAAUAUUAAUAAUUUAUUAUCUUAAAAAGCAAUAAGACAAUAACAGACAACAGUGGCAGACAACUUAUAAAUUAUAAUACUAAUAAUAUCACCAUAUCAUCAUCGUCGACGAUAAGCGUUUCCUAGAAGAAAAAAAACAAAGUUUCUAGCUAUAAAUAGCAUAAAUAAAAAGUCGAAAACAAGAACAUAAUAUUAAAAUAUAGAUUGUAAUAAAAAAAAAAUUAAUGAUUCAGACUUCAAACACUAUUCUUAUAAUACCAUCAGUACUCGAAUUAUUCAAAGAAAUCAAGAAUCAAAAAAGAAUGACUACGAGACUCGAAAAUAAUCAACGUCUCUUAUAGUAAUGAUUGUACUCAACCCAGCCCGCGGUAAUCCAUACCACGUCGUGUAGUAUAGUCGUAUAGUAUUCCGAAUUCGAACUAUAAUAAAUUCGUGAAAAAAAAAAAAAAAAAAAAAUACAGAAUAACUGCAGCAGUAACAGCAUCAGCAGCAGCACAGUUGUCGAGAAUAAUAAUCAGUUUUUCUUUUUAUAUGCAAUUAUUAUUUUAAAAUAAUAAUAAUAAUUACAAAAUAUCGUCUACCGAUAUUAACGAAAUCAGCCCCGAAAAAAAAAAAAUUAUCACGACCUUCAUUAAUUUUUAUCGAGGAAGUCGAUCGACCGACCGUCGUCGCGUAUAAUGAAUAAAAAUUACCAAAAAAAAAAAAAUAAUAAUAAUAAUAAUAAUAUUAUUAUUAAUGGUAGGACACGCAGAAAAAAAAAAAGAAAAAUCGACGAGAGUUUUUAGAAGGUUGCUCGGAUACUUAUUUUUGGCGUCGUAAAGUAUAUUUUAUUAUUAUUAUGUCAUAUUUCAGUUAUUUGAUUAUUUCACAUUAUCGCUGCAAGAUCAUUGGAUCGCGUUAAUGACCUUGUCGAACCUUGAGUUUUUAACAGUAUGCGAUUAUAUUAAUGUGCUCGCGAACAGCAUAAUAAUAUCGUGCCAUGACUUUUGGAAUCCAAAUCUGGGGAUCGACCAAAGUAUCCAAUCUAAAAUUAUUCCAAUCUUUCCAGUCUAUAAACGUACGUCUAUUAACCGAAGUUCCGUGGUACGUUAACAGUAAAACUCUUCGUAAUUACCUCAAUAUUCCUACUCUCUCUGAACUUACUCUCUUGAACUCGUAUUCCCACUCACUAUAACAAAUUCCACUCCAACACCGUAACCCACUCAAAUCCACCAAUAUCAGAUCUAUCCUUCCGGUCGCUUAAAGGGUAAUUGCGGCCACGUGAUCAUAUCUCCUAAACGCAUAAUUUCUAGUAAAAAGCAAGGAAAAAAAAUUUUAAAUUUAAAAAUUCAACUACUUUCAAGCUGAAGUAGCGUCACUGGACGCCCCCUUCUCUCGAGCCGUCAAACCCUGUUUAAUAUACUAUACAUACUACUUAUUGUAUUUUUUUAUAUACAGAACGUAAAUAUUCUUCUAAUAAAAAAAAAACAUAAUAAUAAUAAUAUUAAUAAUAGCGUGUUUUAUUAUAGUCUUAGAAUAUUUUCUUGUUUACUGAUAGAAAUAUAAUAUACGGGAUCUACCCGAUUUGUGAUGCUGUACGUUAACAAAUUAGUCGAUUAAAAAUCCUUUCUAUCGACUAAAAAGAUUUUAUUCCGCACGACGGACGGACGAGUAAUCACGUGGUUGACAAUCAAAUUUUCAAAACGUGCAGAACAUUUCCACCGAACGCGCUGUCACUUAUCGAAUAUCCAAAAUUAUAUAAUCUACUCGACCGAUAUGUCACGAAUAUAGGUAAUAAUAUUAUAAUAUAGUUUAGUAAAACCGUAAUAUGAUUAUAAUUCAAUAUAUUAUUUGAAUCGACCCUUCUCGUAUCGUUCGCCGUUAUUGUAAUUGACACAUCACAUAAAAUAUAUUCUUUUCAAUAAAAAAAAAAAAAAAAAAAAAACCCUAACAAACUCGAAAAUAUAAAAUGUCUAUAAAGAACUCGAUAAUCGCCAGGUUGUUUUGAAAGUUUGACCGCGUUUAUAACAGACUAAUAAGUUAUAGGUAUUACGUGAACAUUUCGGUCUCUACAAUUAUUUCCAAUCGAAUUACAACAAUAAAACAAAAUCGAACAUAAUGGAAUUGCCGUAAACUUUCUCGGUUUUCCAACGUUUUUCCUCGGUUAUUCCCGCGUAUUAAGAAAACUACACGGAAGAAAAUCAAGAAAUUACCUCCUCAAAUCAUUGUACAAAAUACAUAAAUUUGAUUUCAGAAAAACUGAUACAUUUGAAAACUGGAGCAUAAUAUACCUGUUAGAAGAAUUGUUCACAGGCACAAAAAAGAAAGGAAAAAUUUUAAAUGUCAGUACUUUGCUGGUAAACGUACGUCAUCGCUAUACGUACACAUGAUUUUAGUUAGGCCUGUUAGUUAGUUUACCUGUUGUAGGUAGGAAUCGAGUAUAGGAAUUACAAGAAAAUUUAUUUUAUUUUCGAUUGAUUGCGUGUUUUAUAAAUUUAAAUUAAACACGAAAUUAAUUUCUAUAGACAAAAAAAAAAUAAAUAUUAUUGCAUUUUUAUAAAGCCGAAAAUUUGUUGUGCAAACAAACGAAAAAUAACUACGUAGAUAGUAGGGAUAUACAUGGAAUUAUGUGAUUUUCACGAUUGUUUUCAAAAUUUGAACUUGAACGUUUAUGAAAAAUCGUGACUACGAAUUUUCAAUAUUUUUUUAAUGCUACAUAAGAACAAUUUGAUAUUUUCUGUUUUCUAUUGCAUGUAAUAAGACCCUAGGGGAGACUCGUUAAUUAUUUAUUCGAUUGCCGCGAUGGUUUUAAUUGAUUGACACGAAAAUAACAAUGUUGUUCAUUAAUAAUUGUACCACAGAUGAUGUUCACCGAUUGUAAUAUUGUGUAGGUAUCCAGAUUGCAGGACAAAAAACGCGUGUCCGUAGGCAUAUAAUACUGUGAUUGUUUUAUAAAUCGCAAAGCCGGCGGCUUUGGAAAUGACACAAAUUGCUGACACCUAUGGUUGUUGGGCCGAUAGAGGUCCUACACCUGCUGGAAACUAUACUGGGAUUACGUAAAGUACUCCCUUUGCCGCGAAUUUAAAGCGAACAUGGAAAGAAAUCCAAUCGAUUUCCUAAAUGAAAAUGCAAUAAUAUUUUAGUUGUAGUGAUAACUAUAGAGCAAAAAUUUGCUUUGCACUGAAACCCGAGGCCAUAGUCAAUAAUAACCUGAUAAACCCGUACUAUACAGUUUUAUAAUAAAGUUUAUUAAUAUUAUUUUUUUUUUUUAUUUUUUUUUGGUAAUAUUCUCGGCGUGUAACGUCAGAAUUUAAAAACAAAAACCACACUUUCGGGGCUUGAAGUCUAUACGAACUAUUCCUUAGAUUCGCUUAUUGCAUCGCGGCAUACAAUACGAUUUGAAAUGAAAUUUACGAAACAUUUUUUCGUUCUCCUCGAUAUUUAUUGGAUACACAAUAAUAGACGUGUAUGGGACGUUACCGCCGUCUUGCGUUGUGAAUCGAUUUAGAUACACGUGGGAUAAAACGCGGUUCGUGUAGGACAAAUCGAUCGGCAAUUUAUCGGGAUUUAUACUGGGUGUGCGUACCUACGGCGCAGGAAAUCAGCUAACGCGCGAUAACGCGACUUUUGCCAAUUAUAUACCGCGGGCGCGGAACGGCCGCGGGGUUCAAAGAAUAUAAACUUAAUAGCGGAGGCUUUAAACAUUUUAUUGGGCGCACAAAGAAAGAUAAUAUACCGAUACAAAUUGACGGACGGACGGUUUUCGCUGGGCAGUGCAUGAUACGAUAAUAAUAUAAAGCCUUCAAACCCAUUAAGGAUCGACGAUAACGGGAAAAAGGAAAUUUAGCUUGGGAGAUUUACCAUCUACUGCGCGGGCCCCUCUCCCCUAACCCUAACCCCCUUACCCCCGCGCGACUUUCUUAAGCUGUCCAUAUUCCAUAGUUCCGCACAUAUUCCGCAUAUUCCGCAUAUAUUGUCGCAGCGGCUAAAUUAUUCGGACCUAAUCCGUCUUGCCGACGACCGGCGGCGGCGAAUAACCUCGUUGAAAACAAUAAAAUUGUCUUUUCCGUUUACGGUUUUACCGGCGUUUUUUUUUUUUUUUUUUUUUUUAUCGAACGCCACGUUUUCCCGCUGCACAGGGACAAGUAGAAUAAUAACGAUGGAUAUUAAAAAAGUAAUAAUAAAAAAAAAAAAAACCCCAUCAAUAACGUAAAAUAAUAUUUUCCGUUGAAACAAUAAUAAGUAUAUAACGAUGCGGGGUUUAGUUUUUUUUUUUUUUUUUUCAAUACUACGAACCCGUUUUUUUCAUCAUCGUAGAGGAUUACAAGUAGACCGAAUAAGUUUGCUCCUGAAUAUAAUAUUUUAUAAUUUAUACUGCCACGUGUGUACAUAAUAAAUUGUAAUUUUCUAUUUUUUUCGGAUAAUCACAUACUUGCUUGAGGAUGCUGGGUAUUAUUUAUGAUAAUAGCAACGGUCGUGUUUGAAUAAAUAAUAAAUAAUGAUAGCAUUAAUACUGAGAUUAUAAUGCUCCUACUCCUCCUCCUCCGAAAAAAAAAAAUUGUUUUAUUCUUCUAAAGAUUCAGAAUAAUUAUCCUAUAAAAUUCGUUAAAAAAUGAUAAUAUAAAUAAAAAUUCGUCCAAAAAUGCAAUAUCAAAUGCUUUCUUAUUUAUGUCCAAAAAUAAAUGAACGAAUUUAUAACGAAAAGAGUACCGUGCGCGCGACUUCGCUUAGAUUUUAUAACGAAUACUAAUUUUUAAAGGAGUGCGAUAGAAAGAAAAUGUUUGUAUAUAAAUACGUAUUAAAUCGUUUUGAUUCAAUGAAGUUAACUUUAUUUUGCCUUUUUUUUUAAUUUUACCACAAAAUGUGUUUUUUUUGUUUUGCUUUUUUCCCAUUUGAUCGGUUUUUUCUUGAUUUUUACCUAAUUUUCAAAUAUUUCUAUACACAGAGUGAUUCACUCAACUAGAAACACUUAUUAUCUCGGAAAAUAUUAACUUUUAUCCGAAUUUUUUUGUCACACUUAUUUUUGGGUGUGAAACAACUAUCAAAAGUAGAUACUUUUGAUUUUUAUACGGAAACCUAUAUUAAAAACGCAUUAAAUAGACGGAAAUAGUUAAGAUAAACUUUUGAUUUCUGUCAACCUGUUGAUGAAAUAUAUUCCACUUUUAAGUUUGGAUAAAAUAUAUAGAUUGCCAUUUGAAAAUUAAAAGUGCAUACUUAUGUAGUCGUUUUAUCACCAAAAAUAUGAGUGACAAAAAAAAUGUAUAAUGCAAUAUUUUAGAACCAUGUAUAUUAGUUUCAAAGAUUUUCAAGGAAAAAAAUUUCCAAAAAAAUUUAAUACUGUAAUAUGUAUAAAAAUAUGUGAAAUUUUCACGAAAAUGAUGUAAAAAGUAAGAGAAAAAGGACCAAACAUGAAAAAAUCAGGAAAAAAAUGUUGUCGGCUACUUAAAACGUUUUUUUUUUUUUUUAAGGUUUAUUUCUCUAUAAAAUCCGAGCCCUUUUAAUAAUGCUCUGUACUGCCGUCCAAAAAUUAUUAUUCAAUAACGUGUUGUACGAUAAUAAUAUUUAAAUUGAUUUUAAAUCGCUACUAUGCUAAUACGUAUAUAAUGUUAUUACAUCGGAACAAAUUGAAAUAAAUCGUUUCUAACGGACAGACAGGUGCGCGCCGUACACUCACAUAUAUUAUAAUAAUAUUAUAGACGCUACUACUAUAAUAAUAUUACAACGGCGAGUAAGGAAACCGAACGAGAGAGUGUUCCCGGGUUCCGCGUAUAAUAAUAGGUGCACAAUGUUCGUAAUAAUUUACUAGUCUAAAAUCAAUAGGUUGACCCGCGAUAAUUCAACGGUUAUUGUACCGGGUACACGAAAGCACGUCUAUAAUCUGCGGAUCCGCGAUGAUAGUGUUAUGAUUUAUAAUUCGCAAAACCGAUAACCUAACCCUCAACUAGGUCGUCUGUUUCGAAAUAACAAUACGGGCUUUUGAAGAGAACGAAAUGCCAACUUUAUAUCACCUAUACUAGGAUUUCGAGGGGAAAUAAUAGAACGGACGGAGAAAUCUACUUAGGCGGGUUUUACAAAAGUAUCUGUCUUAAAGGUGUUCUUUUAAAAAGUUUUAUUGCGCAGGACACUGUGUGGCUGACGGUCGUCACAGUUUGUGUACAAGUAUUUUUUUCACAAUUUUUUUCUGCAGCGUGGUCUUCUUCAGUCCGCGAGUCAAGGCCGUAUUUAAGAUACAUUGGCCCCGACGUUAACCUGUAGUGCAAUACCGUGGGUACAAGAAUAUAUUCAAUACACAUAGAAAUAUUUAAUAUAGACAUAUAUAUGAGGGUGUUUCAGAAUUUUUUUAUUUAUAAGGUAUUCUUCUUCUUGUGAUAUUGUGUUCUUUAGAGCAUAAUAAAGUUCCCAAUUUUUUUUCAUAUUCUGAAAAAGUCGCGAGCAUCGUUUUUAUGAAAAAAGUUAAUUAAAAUAAUUAUAAUUUUUUAAAUUUAAUUUUAAAUUUUUGUUUCGUACAUUUUUUCGCAUUUGGUAUUUUUGUUCGAUGCAUUUCUACAACUUGUAGUAAAUAUUGUUUUUGACUUACUUGUUUUGUGAGAACUGGAUUGAAAUCUUGCGCCAAUGCAAUACCUCGAUCCGCCAAAUCAUUGACUACGUUCCAACUUUGGACUGUCCCCUUAGCUUCAAUAAAUUCUGGAUCGUACUCCCGACUACUUGGAUGUUUUUUUCGUGAAUUUCAUUAAAAAAUUGCUUGUUUAAAAUAGUAUUUUUGUCUACUUUAAAUCGAUAAUGUUGAUCAACUGUACCUUUUCGGUUUAUAUCUGCGACAAUUUCGAGAAUCGAACAAUGAUAAUCCCGAAAGUAACUCACUCAAAUACCAUAAUUGACCAGAAAAUUGUUUAAACGCAAGUUCAGCUAUUUUCUUAUUGGCAUUGUUGUAUUGCACGAGAUCUGUCAACAACUUAAAGUCAUUUAAUGGUGCCAGAUUUGGACACUGACAAGUGUACCAAUUUUUUAAAUAAACUCGAGGUAUGAAAAUAUUGAAUUGACGAAGAUCAUUAAUUGGACAAAAACUCCAAGUGUUUUACCCGUGUUACUGGCUGUCGUAUCGAAACCCAUAGAAGUUACUUGAUUUAAUAAACCACGAUCCUUGAUAGACUCAUAUACAGAAUUAGCUUAAUAGUCUCCGGUUUCUAAUGGGAUUUCUGGGACUCCAAGUAGUUUGAAAAUACCUCCACAAGAAAUUAAAAUUGCCAAUCGAUCAACUUUUUUCUUGUUAGUCAAAGGUUGCAACAUUUUACUGUUCCAAUUUAUUGUUAAAUUUGACUCAGAACUAAAUAAAUUUUUUAUUUCUUCAGAGAAUUUUUAACGUACUUCUAAUCUUCUUCGCCAUAUAGAUGAAGCAGACCAGACAGCAUUAUUUACAUUUUCCUCUGUGUUAUGUGAUCCAAGAUAAGAACCGACAAUGCAUGUUACGUUUCUGUAGCUUGUCUUUGUGCGAUCUAACGCCAAGCGUAUUUCAUCAGUUAUCACGGGUUUUUUAAUAUAUUCUCUUGUUAAUUCUUUCGGCCGGAUAUAUGAAUUGUCUAAUGAAUAAUAAUAAUCAUUUAACUCAGUUCACAUAUUUUGUUUUAUUUCCCAUCACCAAUUUUUUGUUAAGUAUUUGAAUGACUAUAAUCAGAUACACAGCUUAAAAUUUCUAAAAAGUCAUUUCUAUUCUUUACUUGAAAAUUAUAAUUUAAAGACUUACAUUUUUUUUUAAAUUCAACCAUUUUGUAUGAAUUUUUUUAAUUAUAUUUAACAUAUUUAAUAUAUUUUAUUUAUUUAAUUAUAUUUUGCUGACAAUAAUCAGUUUUUCCGCUAUUGUUCGCGCACAUUCAUUUUUUAGUAUUUUUUUCUGUUUUUGUUUUAAUAUUGUGAUUGUCUGGGUGUGUAAAGAUUUGAUUGCUGGUAGAUUUUUAGCCGUUAGAAACGUUGCCCAAGGUACACUAUGAGGAAGCCAUUGUAGGACUAUCAUUGUAGCCUACGAAGUUUUCACUUAAAUACGGCCUUGUCACGGGUAUUUUCAACAAGUCCAUAUCCAAACGUAACUAGUAUAUUAAAUAUUAUCUACACAUAUUUUAUACUCGGUGAACAUAAUAUUGCAUCCUUCCUUUACUUUAGAAGAUUUAAAGAUUUGUACAGUUGGAUUAUCAAGGGGUGGGGGAGCAAAGUGAUACAUUUGCCGGCCCUCCCCACCCCUCCGCAAUUACUCCACUAUUUCCGCUAACUAGGUGAGUACGGAUAGGUAACAUACCGUUUAUUCCGGAAAUCAAUAUCGCAGUAAAACGACGAGGAAAACCGAUAGCGAAUAAAAUACAAGAAACUAUAAUACUAUAAUAAUAUGCUGUGUACACGUUAUAUUAUAUCGUUUCGCCGUUUGCAUAUCGAUUCUCGCGCGUCUUGCGGGUACAUUAAAAUAAUAUAUAAUAAUAAUUGUGUGUACAAGGGUACACACACAAUGCUCGGGACGGGCGCAAAACAAUAUUUUCGCGCGGUAAACAUUUUGAGAACGUUAUGAUAUAAUAUAGUAUUAUAAUCGUCUAAUCCGAAAAACAACACCGCGGAAGGUACUCGUCCGCGGUGUAUAUAGUCUGUACAAAGUCAACACCGUCAUGAGAUAUAUUGUACCUACUACCUGCGAUAUUAUAAUAUCCGCGAACAAAAAUGACGGAGAAAAAUUAUUUUAACGGAUUUGAUAGACGGGAUCUAUAAAUUCGAUAAUAUUUCGUAUAAACGCGAAACAGAAAUUGGAAAAUGUGGGGGCGCAAUACGCGUUUUAUGAUUUUUAAUUUCCAUCACUCCGUUCCCUGUGGGCAGGGACAUAAAGACGAAAAAUAUCAUAAACCGAUGUCAAUGAUUAAAACAACGAGGUCGAACAGUUGUUCGCAAACAGAAAAACAGUGCACAUCAUAGUAAAAUCGAUACAUUCCUCGUUUGGCUAAAGAUCUGAAAAAAAAAAAAAAAAAAUCAUAAACUUCAAACGAAUGUUGAACGACGUUAUACGAUGCGAUACGAUGAUUGCGUGUGUCUGAAAUGUGAUUUUGCAGGAUGAUUAUUAUGUAUUGCGAUUUCUUUCCGACUAGUACGACGUGUUUGAACGAUUCCUAUUUUCCUGGAUAAUACAAUAUUAUUCCCAUAUUUCGCGUUAUGAUAACGGAAAACGUUUCUUCGAGUAUUUUUUAAUUCGGCUAUAGUAUGUCGAUUUUUUCGUGCGCAUCGAAAAUUGUGUAAGAACUUUUUUGUCGCAUUUUUAAUACUACAGUAAAUAUAUAACAAAGUAAAUUUUUUUUUAAAUUUUUAUACUUAAAGCGUCUUCUGAGUCUUACAUUUCCACAAUUUCACAGAUUUGUUUGUAAUAUUCGCAGUAAUAAAUGCUAGGAUUUAGCCACGUGUCUCAGCGUGUGGUAACUGUCUCUGGUGGUAAGGGUAUAUUCGGGUCAUGUGUAUUGAAUAUCUGAACACGCGACGGCGAUUUUUUAAAAAAUUUUUUAACAUUCAAUAUAAUUUUAUCGAUAGUGUCAAAUUGUCCACGUACCUCUUCAGAAGUCCUAUAGAGACCAUGCGCAGCGCAUGUCACGUAAAUCAUUUUUGAGUACAAUGCAUUUAAUGAUUUCCCAUAUUUAACUAUAUAGGGCGCCGCAUCCUAUAUAAAUAAUAACACGUCAUCGUGUUUGAUUCCGUCAGGCCACAAAAUACUGAGCGAUUUGUCAAAAAAUUUGCAUACGGUAGAGUGGUUUGUUUUCUCUAAUGCGUCGGUAUUUAAUAAAAACAUAUCCCUUGCACUAUCUUCUUCUAGAGUUCCUAUUAUGGCAUUUGCAAUUUGUCUUCCCUCAGUAUCAGUUGUUUCAUCGAUGGAUACCCAAUUUUUUUUUCAAAAUCACACGAUGUUUUUCAUCAUUUCCUCGUAACAAUCAUCAAGAUAGAACUAUUUAAGUGUCGAUUCAGCGAGGACUUAUUUUUGAGUAUGAAAUUGUAAGAAUUGACGAAACCCUGUAUUAUGUAAAAUGUUCAGCGGUAUAUUAGCCGAUAUCAAAGCUCUGCACAAAUCCAUAUUGAAAGUCGAUUUUUUUCAACGUUAGAUUUGUUAAUAGUUGUUGACUGUUUUGUUUUUUGAUUAAGUUUACGUUCCUAAGCUAUUAAGUUUACUAUUUAAUAGUACCUCUCUCUGUUUUUAUGCGCUGUGUAAUACUAGAUCGUCUUUUGGAAUCAACUUUCACUUCGUAAAAUAUACAAAAUAGAACGACAUUUAUCAAUGGAAAACAAAUCUUCACCGAACUCGGAUUACCAGAUUACUUGAUUACCUAUUAUAAUAUGUGUUUGUAGAUGAUUAAUAUUGCCAAUAAAGCAUAGGUGGGCAUCCUAUAUUGGCAGAAUAAGUUUCAAAGAAACUUAACCUACAGAAUAAGGCUAAACUAUAAAUUAGCCACCAUUAUUUUACCUGCCUAAAUAACUAGUAACUAAUUAACUACGUAGCAAUGAAUUUAAAAUUACCCUAAAAGCAUAGCCACUAUUCAAUUAUAGGGCUAAAAAAUGUGAUCACCGUGGAGAAAUUAAUUAUUAAACAAUUAUGACUUUUAUUAAACAAUAAAACUGUUAUAAAUCACAUAAACGGUAAAUCCGAUAUUAGUGUUAUGCAUAAUAAAAUGUCUAGAAAAAUAAACUUUAUUCGAAAAGGUAAAUUAUAAAUGUAUAUUAUGUAUAUGGAAAACACAAUAUGGGCUAAUGUUGGGCUGUUGUGAACUUUAGAAUAUUUUCAAAAAAAUACAUUUGUAUUUUACUUAUAGACAAUCGUUAAUGAAAUAGGAACAUAUUUAUACAUUAUUAAAAUUACUUUCAAAAUGUCAAGAGAACUAUGUGUACUAUGCAUAUCACAGAAUAAUAAUUUCCUGUCCUACAAUAAACGAAACUUAGAAGAAUAUGCAGGAGGAGGCUUUAUGAAUAUAGUGUUUGAGAAAGAGAACAAAUUGGACUGAAAAAAGAAAAAACCAUGACGUCGUCUUAAAGACGACAUAAGCGAAACGAACGUUCAAUGAGGAAAAAGCGAUGACAGACGAUAGGACACGCGCUGAGACUUCGUGACGAAUUACGCAGUCAGCUUAAUAAUCGGUGUAAUGACGGGAGGGAUCACGGUCAAGAGAGGACGACCAAAAACAGUCCAAUUAAUAAUGUAGUCACUUCUUGAAAAGUGCUCAAGUAUAUGCCAACCGCGACAGACAACGAAAAAAUAUAGAGAACGUAUUUGUUGUGGACGAAUUCGUUAUAAACCAAUCGUUCGAAUUAAAAAAAAGAACCUCUACGUAUUGUGCUCCACACAUUAUUAUUUUAUUAUUAUUUUAUGUAGGUACGCGAUUUUCUUUUGCGUCAACUACUAUACGGUAUGAAAAGCGAUUCUCGUCCGCGGUCGCUAUCCUAUCGCGUCAUUGGCCGAGUUUAAAACUAAAGACACGACAUAAAAAAAUAUUAAUAAUAAUAAAAAUCCCUUUGAACGUCGACGUCGUACAUAUUACGUGUACUAUAAUAGUAAUAAUAUUCUCGUCGGUGAAUACGGCCGGUCUCGCGAAAUAUUCGUUUAAUUAAUGCGCCGAAGAGACGAAGCCUGCCCACGUUUAUUGUUAACUUCGUAUAGGUACUCGCGGUCGUUAGUUUAAGGCGCUAAACGCUUCGUCUCCGAGGUGCAAACGUUAUACAGGGUGACUAUUUUAUACCACGAUUCGGCGAAUGUCUAUAACACGAAGGAUUCGAGUGAAAUUAGUUUUCGUUUUUUACCCUAAUCAUUUGUUACACAAUCGUUUAAAAUAUAGCGGAAAAGCCAAGUGCCGGCCUUACCUAACUUAACCUAACCUCUCCCUCCCUCCCAAAAAAAUAAAUUAAAUCGUUUAAGAGAAACAAAAACUAAAUAAUUUCGUUAAUAUAAUAACUAUCCAAGGCUAUAAUAUAACAAAUAAUACGAUUUUAAGUGCAAAAAUUACUUUCCAUAAAUUAGUUAUAACUAGAGACCAGAUUUAUAUGUUCUUAAAAUCCACAAAGAAAAACUUGAAAACGUCAAAAAGCCUUUAAAAAAAAAAAAAAAAUCACUUAAAAAAUGUAUAAAAACACAAAAAUAAUAAAUAAAAAGUAAUUUUUUUUUUAUAAUGCAUACGAUUUUAUUUAAAAGAAAUUAUUUUGUAUGAAUCAAUUUUGUAAUGAUAGGAAAUUACAUUAAAUAAGAGCCAUUGUUGUGGGGACUAUUCUCUAUAAUUUUUGCUGUUUUUAAUGUUUGUAAAUGCUUUUUUCAGAGAUUUUUUUUUUGUUAAAGCGCCUUUUUGUAAAAAAUUUGAUAGAAACUGAGAAGAUUACAGUAUUUUUUCGAGUUUAGUAUUUGUACAUUAGUACAUUAGUUUUAUGAUAGUUACGACUGGUCUUUGCGACCGUCAACGAUUGAAAAAAAAGGGAGACCGUCAAAAUCUUGAAUCUGAAAAACCGGUCAAAUCAAUUUUUUUUACUUAAUAUUAAUUAUAAUUUUUUCAAAAUUGUAUCGAUUAAAUGUUUGCUGUUCGAGAUUUUGACGGAAUUAUUUAUUUAAGGCAUUGCCGUUCGAGAUUUUUUACGUAGGACCAAAAAAAUAGCGAAAAACCAAUUUUACCCGAAAUCUCCCGGACAGAUCGCGUGUAAACCGAAACGAAAUCACCCUGUGCACGGUGUAUACAUUAAGCACGCGUAUAUAAUGGCGGGCACUCACGCGCUUAUACAAAACGUUUAUCCGAACGACCAACGCUAUACGGUUCCCCGGGGAAAAAUGAAUAUUUAUACUCGUCCAGAGGAGUUUAGUUCGCUGCAACCGCGCGAAACUUUGCCGCUGAUUUAUUGGCACGUUAACGCCGUCGACAACGACGACGGCGACGCCGCGGUCGCGUUCGCUUUUUCGGGACUUGUGCUGCUGCUGCUGAUAUCGCGGGGUCCGGGAAAAGGCCCGGAGAGUUUUCGCCGCGGACGGGUUUGAAGUUUGCAAAUUUCAUAGACACGCUUUAUUUAUUAUUAUUAUUAUUGAACGGGAAAAAUUCGUUACGUAGCCGUUUCGUGUUUUUUCAACGCAGAACGUAAACGAACUGUGAACGAAAAUAACCCGAAAUUAAGAUUUUUUGAAAUAAAUAGAGUUCGAUCGUACCGAAUUCUCUGUAGCGUAUUUUUUUCCAUCUAUUGGGUAGGUAGAGAUUUCGAUUUCCGCGAUUUACUCAGAAACCUAUUAUACAGUUAUCGCCUUUUUGAAACCGUGCAGAGAUUUGCGAGAGAAAAAAAAGGAGGCUUAAUUUACUCUAGGAAACAGACUAAAGUCGGUGUAAAAUAGAUAGAGAAAAACUCGCGGAGAUUUUUGGGAUAUGACGUACAAGUAAUUUACUAUAGGCACUCGUUUUAGAUUCGAAGCAAAGCAAGGACUAUAUUAGUUUUACAAUGGGGUCCAUUUAUACAGCUCCCACUCCGAUUUGGAAUUUUCAAAUUCUGUUUGGCAGUUCGUUUGUGUAGUACAAAUAUGCACGAAAUCCGGUCGUUUGUAUUCAAAUUAUUUCCGGAGAUAUUAUAAAACCAAAUUGUACGGCAAAAUUGAAGCCACGUCUGAGUAAUGCAGAAACCAGGUACCAUAAUGUAUUUACGUUUUUUUUAUUUUAAUCAACGUAAAUUCCGUACUCAUCGCUAUCAAAGUAAACAACUGCUGGUAUUUGAAUAUUUGCCGUUUUUACGGAUUUUUUAUCUGUGUUCAACUUUUUCACCAUAAAUUUAUAUUCGUCUUAUUAUUUAAAUACAAAAUUUACAAAAUAUUUGUGCAAUUUUUAACUAUUUAUAGACAUUUUAAUUUUGCAAAUUUUUUUUUAUGCAAGUAAUUUGUGUUAGGUAUUGAUCCUAGGUAGACAAAAUUGUUAGACUAUACAGGAAGGAAAUUUAUUAAGGGGCUUUAUUGUAAGUCUUGUGACUUAUAAGAAAUGAGUUUAAUGAAGUAUUUUUGGGGAGGAUGAAGUACGAUUGCGCUCGAUAUUGGAAGCGAGGUUGUCAAUAUCGUUACAUACAUUUGAACCAAGUACAAAAACAAGUAAUUUAAAAAUUUCAAUUUUAAUUUUAAAUAAUAAUGUAUAUAUAUUAUAAUUGUAAUAAAAUUAAGUUGAAUUAAAUUGUAAAGCCCUGAUACUUAUUUCCAAUUAUGGUUAAAUACUUAAGUAAAUUGUCCGAGGAUUUAUUUUUUACAUACUCCUCGUGUUGCUUAUUGAUAAAUUAAAUUUUCUUCUUUUGAUAUCGACUUAUUUAUUCCUUUGAGAAUGGUUAAUAAUUUGAUUACUGUUUCUGUAUGAGUUUCUAUUAGGAUAUUCAUGACGAUAAAUGUCGGUGAAUGAACACUGUAAAGCUGUGCGUUAUAUGUACGAUGGAGUCUUUCGGCACCGUUGGUAGUUCUAAAAAUGUAUGACGUACCAGUAAAAAUGUUUUUUUUCCUUAUUUAUAACAUUUUCAUUAGUAAAUGUUUACCUAGGAUUUGAGGAUCUUGAGGAUUUGAGGAUUGGCGGCUCUGCCUAUAAAAUAGGUGGAAAUAAGCAACCAAGUUCAAUGUAUAUCUCUAAAACAAAGUCUGAAAAUAAUUUUUCGUCGUUUAUAUCUGACCACGAACUUAUAGUUAAGUUUUAUAAAAGCAUUCUCAACGCGAUCAGGAGCGAUGAAAGGAAGUCCGAAAUAUUAUGUAAGCGAUUUAUGUAGAACGUUAUUUUUAUUGGCGUGUGCUAUUCUUAAUUUUGUAUUUAUAUGGCCAUUAAGUUGAAAAUUAGUUUUUAAAAGAAUUUUUAUUUGACUCAACUUACUUUUCGCCACCAAGGUUGUCCCAGAUUAAAACAGCAGUGUUUAAUUUGGGUAGCCGGGAAAACUUCUAUCACUGCUUCAACUGCACCAAUUUCAAAAUCAAGAUAUAGGAUUUCAACUUUUAAAACUAGUGAUUGCUGUUCGCAUAUACUUACUAAAUACUUCCAUACGUCGAUGUGUGUGUUUUUAAAUUUAUCCUUUGAAAAUAAAUUAUACUAAAGGUAUGUAGAAACCGUUUGUAUGACCAUAACCUAACCGUUUUUAUAAGAAUUUUAAUAAGUAUUAAAUUUUGACAAAAAUCCUAAAUUUUACGGACUUUCAAAACAUAUGUAGCCGCGAACAUAGCUUCGAAUCGUUUUUCGUUAGCGACGGCUUACCGUUGCGUUCAAAAUAAAUAUUAAAUUCUCCCGUAUAUCCCUAUACCUUACCAACGUCUCGCCCACAACAGUGGCCCAACCGACGUGCGGAGUAUCUCUGUCUUUUUUUACUAUUUUUACGAUUUAUAAUAUUGUAUGUGAAAAAUCGUUCAGCGAAACGAAUUAUAUAGAAAUAUAGAAUACAAUUCAUAAUAAUAUUAUAAUAUAGAAUGACAAAUUUAACUCGUAGUAGAGAAGUAUAAUAAUACACCGCACUAAACCUGAUAUUAUUUAACGGAUAGUUAAUAAAAUAAUAAAACCGUUUCCUACCCGGGUCGUUUCGCAGUCAUAAUAAUAUAUCGUGUGAUUUAAAAAAUAAAAUCCCAUCGACUGAAUAAAUAUUAGGUAAACACGCAUAUCGAAUUAAAACAAUAUAUGAUAUUAUGAUAUUUUAAAUUGAGUUUGUUUUUUUCCCUUCCCUCCCCCCCUCGAUUUUUAUUUCGUAUACAAUUUAUAAACAAAAUCCUAGGUUACAUAUAUUUAUACAUAACAGGUCCCCGGGGACGGCCUUUUUACCCGUGUAGCCCUUAGCCCCCCCCCUCCGCCCACCCGUGCAAUGUGCUCGUAUAUUAUAAUUCGUCCGCAGCGAACGCGAGUACGUUUCGCUGUAAAUUCCGUAUUCGGUGAAUAAAAUAUCGCGGCGGAAAAAUACACCGCGACGAGUACGUAUUAAAAAUAUUAUACAGGGCGAUGAAAAUACACGACUGGUAAAACAUACGCAACGGUUUUAGGUCGGUUCGAUAAUCGGUUAAGGUAUUUUUUAUAGAUUCCGAGCGAAACGAGACAUGAAUGUAUUUGAGUGUUACUAUGACAAUGUACAAUAGACACUCGAUAAUUCGAAAUUCAGGGGACCGAGCUGAAAAUUCGAUUUACCGAGCGUUCGAAUAAUCGAGGAAAAAAUAAUUCGGUUUAAAGAGAGGUCAACAAUUUUAUGUAUCACAUUUAUUUAGAUAUUUAUUUAUUAUAUAGGUACAAAAUUAAAUUAAAAUAUUAUAUUUUACAUCUCAAAAAAAUCUGUUUUUUUUUUUUUUGCGAUAAAUUGUUGGCCCCAAUCUGGUCCAUAGCGUUAUCUAACUGAUUAAUAGCAAUGAAAAUUGUAUCGCUUUUUUUUUCGUCCAUUAAAUACGAUAAUAUUUAAUCGCCGUCGUUAUUAGUUUCAUUACGAGCACGUCAAAUAAUAAACGUAAUUAAAUAAAUAAUAACAAAUAAUAAAACGCCGAUAUAAUCUUUAUAAAUUAAUAUAGUCGCAUUUAAGAAAAUUCGAAUUAUAGAGGUUCUGGAAAAAAAAAUUCGAAUUGUAGAGUGUGUCCCUCCGACAGACAUUUUAAAUUAUCGAGGGGACCUAAUCAUAGAGGUUUUCUCAAGGAACUAAGCUUAUAAUUCAAUUUAUGGAGUUUUUCGAAUUAUCGAGUUACUACUUUAUAUGUUUUUCUGUAGGAGUCUGUAAACGACUUACUACCGGAUAACCUACUCCAAUCGAAAACUAUAAUAGGAACCUUCUUGUAGCAUUUUCGAUCUGGUCGGUGCAUCGCGGUAUGUGGUCAUUUUUUGAUUUUCCUAAUGGUUUUUUCAAUUAAUUUCAAAAAUUGGCCGUUUUUCGUAUAAUUUUUGUCGUUUUCUCGGUUACCAGCUAUUGACUGCAACAAGGAACGAAAUACGAAAUAAACCUAAUGAUACGCUGCUCACAAUCGAUUUGUAUUAAUAAUACAAAUGUCCCCCAAAUCCAGAAAAAUUGUCUGGAUUCAACGCUGAAUUCAGCUCUCUUUGAAGUUAUAUAGUGUAAAUGUGAAGUAAUACUUCAAUGUCAGCCGGUACCAUUAAGUUACUAAAAACUAUUAUUACGUAAUAACAACAAUAUUCUAGUAAUUCUGUACAUUUAAAAAAAAUGUACAGUUAUUAUUGCGUUUGUCGAAUCAUUAAAUGAAUCACCCCGUAUACGUCAUAUUUUACUCGCAGUCCAAUAAUAAUAAUAAUAAGUUACGUACAUCUAUAUUUUUUUUUUUUUUUUCGUUACGGUUUGAUUUAUAACGACGUACUUGUAUUUUUCUCCUCUAAUUUAUUUUUAAUGCGAUAUUCCAAUCCUAUAUUUAUAAUAUCUUUACCGCAUUACCUAUUACUACAGUAUACUCGUAGGUGGUGUAGGUACCCACGAUAUUAUAGUCGAUCGAAAAAUUGCACGGCCCCGUCGAAGUUUUAUUAUUUAUCAAAAUCGUUUUGCGGCUGCGGUCCGAACGUUAUGAUAACAAUAACAAUACGAUUGUAUUAUAAUAGCUAAUAAAAUUGUUAAUUGGAUUUUUCUUUUUUACGAUUAUUGCUCGUCAUACCGAAAUCGAGAUGUAAAAUAUCCGUCGGAGGAACCGUACUAUUAUUAUAUUAUAUUGUUAUCCCGUUUCGAUUACCUAUACAGACGCUGAUAAUAUAAUUGCGAUUUGUAUCGAUAAAAAAUAUAAAUAGUAUAUGUAUAAUAUUAUACGCGUAAUAAUAUUACGGCUGUCGUUUCCAUAUAGAAUUUGCCGCGGCAACGAUUGUUCACAAAAUCGUUUUUCGUCGGUUCACCUUACGUACAUGGACAUACAGAUCUAAUCGAGAGAUAUCGCGCAAAUGUCAUCGCGCCCACUCAUCGGCGAAACCUGCAAACGACGACACGGCAUCGUCGCCGCGCGUACAAAUCGGAAGAUAAAUCGAACAACGUUAUAUACUCGCGGUGUUCUUAAAGCGUACCUAACAAUAUUAUUAUUGAUGAGAUCGCGCGUUAUAAUAAUAUUAUAUUAUUCAAACAUAAAACUGUUUUCAAAAACGUGUACGCCUUCAAAGAUUAGGUAGGUAGGCAUAAUUGGUAUAGAACGGCGCGGUCGUCGGUAAAAAAAUUAAUUUUAAAACUAUUGUGUACCAAAGUUAUUCGACUUUAGUGACCGAGUAGAGUUACAGUUAUUUCCCUUCAUCAAGGAACUUAGUUAAAUUACAGGUUCCUAAAUAAAACGAAGUAACUCGUUAAGUUACUAUUGAUACUCGUUAACAAUUUACAAGUUACAAUAAGCUACUUUUUGAAUUUGUUUUAAUUGGCCUUUAUUUUUCAAUUAUUUUUUUCGCAAGUAAGAUAAUCUUCAUGAAUUGAUGCUAGGAACGGAUUUUUCGUGGUAACAGAAGGUUAUCAAAAUACUAUCACGUUGCAUUUGUUUUUGUUCAUCACGAUAGAUACAUAUCGAUAACCUCGGGAAAAAAAUUCUGAAUUGCAAAAUAUCGGUGACAAAAUGAUGAAAACUAACUAGUAACUUUUUCGAUUCAAUAGAAAAUAACUCCUUGGGUUACUCUCGUACACGCACAAAAACUAAGUUGUUCAGUUACAAGUUAUAAGAAAACUAAAAGUACGUAACAUUUUGGUAACUUUGUCACUAGUUACUAUCCAGCUUUGUAUCGUGUACUCGUAUUAUACGGUAUACGAAUAUGUUAUGUUACCGAAGUGAAGAAUCGGUGAUUGUUUUAAACAUUUUUUACAAUUUAACGAUCCCCUCAACGAUAUAAGCAGACAAGUAUUUUCCAAUAAUCUUCUGCCCGUGAUAAAUUAUACAAAAUAAAAUGUUCAACUAUUCUCCCAUUUAUGAAGAAAACCGCGAGAAAAAACGACUUCUUCGACGCCCGGCCGACUAGACCGAAAGCGCUACGACAAUGUUCCUAUCCAGAAUCGAGAUAUUGAUUUUCUGCUGGAACAGUCGUUCUUAGACGCAAAAAUAAAAAAAAACACAUCGCGACUCGCUCCGCUCAGAAUCUAACAGAAAUUAUUUACGCGUACCCGCCAUUAUGUUGGACACGUCCGACGGCGAUAACGGCGUGCGCUUUUUCUACACGUUCGCGGGCGGUAAUGGCAUUUAAUAAACGCGUUCCGUUCAGUGUCUCGGUACCGAUGAUCCGAAUACCUAUGUAUGUAUGAAAUAUUACCAUUGCGCAUGUAUAAUAUAAGUAAACACGCUCGCGUGUAUACCGGGUAUACGGUUACACGGAGCUGUGUCAUUACCACCGGCCAAAGUCGUCGAACGUGAAUACAAUAAUAAUAUUACACCUCGCGGUCGUACAGACCGUGAUGGUAAAGUGCGUAACCGCGAACACGGGUCCAUUCGCCCCCGCGACCAAAUUAUUAUCAAAAUAUCAUACACGUGGACAGGGCUGUGUUAAGGGGGGGGGGAGAGAGGCAACGGGGACGUUUGCCCCGAAGCGCCGAGUUACGCGUUCGAUAUUGAGCAAGUCCGGAUAAAAGGGGGGGGGGAGGGUCCGGGACUCCCGGAACCACAGUUUUUGCCACGGUAUAUUCUUCAUGUAGACAUUUAACCAUUAACUUUGUACUAUGAUAUUUUGAUAGUUUUUCGUUGCCUGAUGGUGACUUAUUCGUAUUAUUAUCACAUAGUGGAAACUACUAUAGUAACUUUGUUCAAAUAUAUAUAUAUAUAUGUAUUUGUUUAAAUAAUACUAGUGGCCGUUUAUCAUAGAGGGGCGGGGGCAUUACUUAAAUUACUUAUGGUAAUGAUCUUUUUUUUUUUAAUCUACCCUCUUACUAAGACCAGUAAAGUCGCAUAAUAAAAUCAAAAACACCAAAAACUACUUAAAAUAAAAUAAUGUUUGAAAUUUUGAAGUCCAGGGGGGAUUCAAACAAAAUAGCAUCUAUAAAGAAAAUGCACAUUUGACGGUACUGCUGUAACCGUUCAACGUUGGCCAGAUCACAUUAUCAUUACGGGAUACAGUCGGUUUCUCGUGUAUUAUUAUCGACAAGUUUUCGGCAAUGACGAUGACACACCGAGGAACCGAUCAAAUGGAGGGGGGACUAAAAGCACUGCGGAUCCGCAGAGGGACUACGGUAUUAUAGCAAUAACAAUAGAAUCUGUCUGUAUAUUAAGUAAUUGAAUUGUGUUGGAAAAAAAAAAUACUUUAGUUUUUAACGGUGCACUCUACGACGUAAUAUUUACGUUUUUUUCUCGCCGCGCCACUAAAUAUUUAAAACAUACUGUUGGGUGGUGUAUAAAAGAACUUUGUGUUUUCGAAUAAUUGCAAAAGACCGUCCAUUUCGCUAUGAUAUUCGGCUGUGCUUCAACGGCAAUAACAUGUUGUAACAAUACGAUACGUCCCGGUAAAACAUGUUGUAUUUUUCGUGUUGUUAUUUUAUUGUAAUACUAGAGCUGUACUGCCCGCUUUUGCCCGUGGACAGUUUUGUAACGUAAAAUACUUCUGUAAAAUUUUAUACUUCACUCGGUUUUAGAUUCCGAACGCAGCGGGGGGAACUAUUGGUUUUAUAAUGCUGUUUAUUUCUUUCUUAUUUUCUGUCGUCCGUGUCACCGAACUUUCAAUUUGUUUUUAUUUCAUCCGUGUUACCAGGGCCGGCGAUCCGAUUUCCGAAGCCCGGAUAAAAUUUAUUUUCGUGAGACUUUUUCAGCGUACCACUCCUUUCGCCCAAUAAUCGUAAUAAUACCCAGCACUUGGCCACGGCCGGAAAUACUGUUUAAUGAGACGACGCGCGUAUACGUGUUUUUCCUAAAAACAUAUCCGUUACAUUUCUAAAAAAAAAAUUAUUUGUCCACGUUUACGCCCAUUAUAAUUAUGCUACCCAUUUGUAUCGGUUUAUCGAGCCCCUGGACGUAAGCCCCACUUGCCCUGCCCUAACGCCGACCCUGCGUGUUACUAUGGUAAUCCAUACAAAUACAUAAAUAAUACAUUCGUAUACUUUUAUGUGCGUAUUUGCCGAUUAUUUUAAAAAUUAGUAACUCUAUUGUCAAUACGUAUUGGCGAUGAAUUACUUAUUAGCAAUUAUUAUUUUUAAUUGAUCCACUUGAACGCAAUGUGUUUUGAAAUCCUUUCUUAUUGCACAUUUAGAAUAUUAAAAGAACCACAAUUCCAAAUUAGGUAGGUUGUGUAGUUUUCGAGAUAGAGCGAUCAGUGAGAGGAGUGGUGUUUGGCUUUUAUGUAUGUAUAUAUAGAUUAUAUAUUAUUAUGCUCUUUGUCGUCAAAACUGCAUAAUAUAUUAACAAUAUCAUAAUCGACCGGUUUCAUAAUAUUAUUAUAUAUAUUUUUUUUUAUUUUUUUUUUUUUAUUUGCCCUUGAAUCGUACGUUUUUUAUUUUCUUCUCAAAUCGAAGUGUGCGGUCGUCUCUACAGAGUGCAGACUGUCGUCUAUAUGUAUUAUUAUCGUAUAGCGGUCGUCGAAAUAAUAAUAAUAAUAAUAAAAAUAAAAAAACGGUAGAAUUUAAUAGUUUGACGGUAUCAUUAUUAUUAUUAUUAUUAUGAUCCAAAUAAGCGAAAUAAUAAAAUAAAUAACGACAAGGUUGUGCUGUGUAAAAAAUACAUUUUUUUCGUGCAUCGUGUUAUAAAUAUAGCCGUUAAUUAUUAGACAGGUAGGGGAAAAAUACCGAAUAAAAAAAAAAAAAAAAAAAAAAUGAUUAUCGUAUUGUGGCGCGGCGAAAGAUCGGUAGCCGCGAACCGCCCGAGGCUGAACUGGUUCGCCGCGGCGGUCUUUCAUAUCAUACACAACGCGACGCAUACUUCUUCGCGUGGACUUCUUUGCGCCGCCGCCGUCGGAUCAUUAUCGAGUUGUUGAACUUGCGAACAGGAAUGCGUUAGGUCAGGUUAAGUCGUCGGGUUAUAUUGUCGUUGUUGUUGUUGUUGUUAUUGUUUCUUUUUUUUUUUCUACAAUAAAAUUAUCCGUGUGUUACCCGCGUCCGUUUCAAGACGAUCCGUCGACGACGAUACAGGUACCCCCCUCCCCCCCCCGACGCGGUCGACGACGGUAACAACAACAGUAAUAUUCGGACUUGUUUUAUAUAAUACGAUUAUUAAUGUGGUUUUUUUUUUUCUUUUAUUUUUUUUAUUUUACGGUCGCCGCGGUGCCAUUAUUGUUACCGUCGCCGCGGAGAGUUUUAUGGAUAGUCGGGAGAAAAAACAACAAUAAUAAUUAUCAUUUAAUUCGAUAAUAAUCGAAAUUACGUGUAACGUAUUCGAUUGUACCCUCGGAAACAAUGCGACUACGUCAUAUUGUACGCGUAAAAUUAAAAUUAAAAAAAUAAUAUGGAUUGUACAUAGGUUUUAUUUCGUUUGCUUUUUUUUUUUUUGUGAUUAUUUAUUUAUUUUUUAAUACUGUCGAAAUAGUAUUAUACGGCGCGAAACCGAUAUUCGACGAUAAUCGCGCAACGUGGGUGUUCCGUUUUUGUUCUACUGCAAAUUCAACAAUGGAUAUUAUUAUAAUAAUAAUAAUAAAAAUAUUAUUAUUAUUAUUAUUAUUAUUAUAGUAGACGCAUAUAGUAAAAUAAUUUUUUUUUUUUUUUAUCGAAAUUUCAAAUAUUCCAAUGACUGCGUACUUUUAUUGUUAGAAUAUUAUUAUUGUCCGACCGGAAUCAAAAAUAACAGUAUUCGAUUUACAAACGGCUGGAUAAACUGAACCGACAACUAUUAUAUUAAUAUUUGCAGAGGUAUUGUAUCGGUGAACCGAGUUAUACUAAGAGAGCGGGGCUGGAUUAAAUGGAAUGGACUAGAGGGACCCCUGUAUGCCCGGGCCGCAAUGCAUAGGUGGUCACAACUUUUCGUCUCUACUUCGAUUUUUUUUUUUUUUUUUUUUAGAUACUGAAUGUAGCGAUUAGAAGUCAUUCGUUUUUUUUUUCUCUCGGAAAACACUCUCGGUUGGAAAAACGCGGAUUUUUUUACUGGUGGUACUUUAUUUGGAACUAUUUAUCGACAUUUUCAAAAAUAAACUCCCUAUAAGUCCAUUUUGUUUUUGUUUUUUUUUUACUUACACUACGAGUACCUCGUAAAAGGGAGUGGUUAAUUGAGGCGAAAACUAAAUAAACGAAAAAUAAAUGUCGGAGGGAAAGAGGAAUACCGAAAAAUGAGAGAUAGUUGACUGCGAUUAAGAACGAUGUUAAGACAGCUGUGAACCGUUGUACGCUAAAUGGGAAAUCGAAUAUUCGGAUCUAGUGGAAGUUUAGGACGAGGGCGGCUGACCUCAAAUAGUUGGGAUAGAGGAAAAGAAGAAAACCAACCAUAAAAUUAAGUGUCUAUGUUUAUAUAACAGUAAAAAUUAAAGGAAAUACGAAUAUAAUAUCCAAAUGACUAUCACGUUUAAGUUUAAAACAGGUCCGUGACUAGACGGUAAUUGAUGGGUGUGUGUGACAAGAAGUCAAAACUCCUCUUUCUCCAAUGAUAAUUUAUUUUUAUUGUAUUUAACUAAAUACGUUUAAAAAUAUUGUUUUGAGAUAAAAAUAAUAAUAAUAAUAAUAAUAAUAAUAAACGAUAAACAUUUUUUUUUAGUAGCAUAAUGCAGUCGGUACAAUAGUAAAUCGAAAUAUUGUCUACCCGCAUAAUAUAGUUUUUUUUUUAUUUGAAAUCAGACUCCAGUAGCUACAAUUGGUCAUAAUAAUGAUAAACAGACACGCGUGCAGAAAAAAUUAAUCAUUCUGAACUAUAGAACUAGUAAAUAGGUAUAUAGGCAAUGAGUACAAAAAGCGGUGAGGGUGGCUGAACCCCUAAACCCCAUUGUAAACGUGCAUAAUGAGUUAUAUUAAAUGUUGUAUUUUAAACGAAAAAACUCUACCGGCUUAUUCGAAUAUCAAUAACAAUAAUUUGAUUAUUAUUAUUAUUUGAUAUGAGUUUUGAAAAAAAAAUACGUCAUUGCCAGCAUUUACUAAGUUUUGUUUAAGUUUUACCAAGUUGGUAAACAUUUUAAAAUAUUAAAGGAAUAUAUUUUUUUUUUUUUUUUUUAUAUUCCAAAAUAUGAAUACGUUGUUCUCGUUUCCAUAAAGUUCGUAUCUAUGUAAAACAUGUACAUUAUUGUAUCACGAGUAUCGGAGUUUUUUAUUAUAAUAUAUUGCCGUGUUACAUCCGAAACUUUUGGCGAUUUUCUGAUAAAUAUAGUGUAAACGUGAUGGCCCCAAGAGUUUGUCUGUGUGUGCAUGAAAAACAGUCCCCGAGAUAAUUAUUUGUGUCUCGCCGCCCCUGAAAAAUUCAAAGUUGCGCGCAUAACUUUUCGGACGACUUUCAUUUCGUGCGUACGGUAACUGAAAAAACUGUCACGUGAUAUUGUCUGGCGUUGCACGAUUUUUGUAAUUUGCCGUAUUCACCGUUCUCCGUCCGUUGCGGCAGAUUAAAACAUCUAUAAUAUAAUAUGUACGUAUAUAUAUAUUUAUGUACUAUAUAGGAUAUAUCUUUGAGAUUUUGCAAUUCCCGAUUUAAUUUGAAAUCGUAUUGGAAUUGUCGAAUCCUGCACGCACAACACAAUAGACAGAACUCUGGAAAAUCGAGAAAUAAAAAACCGAACAACGUGAGAAAUAUAUAAUACGUAUAGGUACCUAUAUUACAAACGAAAUAAAAAAAUAAUAAUAUCGCUCCGGUUUUUUCUUCAUAUGAGAUUCUGAUCUCGGCGAGAAAUGUAUUGGUUUUACUAUACUGUGCGCUUUUUUUUUUUCACUGUCUAUAAAAAACUUUACUACCGGAAUUCUCACUCCGAUCUUCAAGUAAUAAUUAUAUACGCCUGAAAAAGUAUUUUUUCUGAAAACGAAUUUUCGUCUAAUUGGAUGCAUUGAGGUCAUUUUCCUAUACUCCUCGUAGUCUUAUUAGUAAUUGUGAAAAAACGUAGCCUAUAACAUUAUAUAAACGUAUCUUUGGUCUAAAUUUCACAAGUGCGCGUAAUGUGUCAGUUUAUAAACAAGCUAAUGUUAUAUUUUCAAAAUUAAAUUUGCUUAUACAGGUAUUUAAAACUAUAAAAAAAAUCAACUCGAACCCUUCUAUCUCGGGACCUAAUAUUAUAUUAUUUUUGUAGGUUAUAGGUUUGUUCAAAACACUUCGAAUAAUGUCUGCAUAGUAUAACCGAGUAAAUAAUUGUUGUACUACAUCACUUUUUUUUUUUUUUUACGGUCAUUGGUCCACUAUAGUAUUUUAAGCCGUACACGUCGCGUAUGUCGAUUAAUAUCCUAUGUACAGUUUAUACAUAUCUAUACACGUAUGAAACGAAACGUGGAUAAUAUUAACCUAUUGAUAUAAUAUUAUAAUAAAUACAAAUAAAUGGAUAAACUGUAUUAUUAUUUAUUUUCCUGUUUUUUGACCAUCGAAUUUAUUCUUCUCUUCGAAUUCGCAGUGACGGUUUAACAUCGUAAAAUAAAAUAAUAUAUGUGCCGCCGUCAAAUACACAAUAAUGCCUAUAUUAAUAUUUUCUAUUGCGUUUAUGUUUGAAAUGUGUAAAAAAAAAAAAAAACGGGCAAAUUUGACAUAUAGAUAUUAUAUAUUAAGAAUAGCAUACAUAAGAUAUAUACUUACAUAUUAUUAUUCUUUAUUCGGCUAUUACUUUUUUGUAUUAUAUAUAUUUUUAUUUUUUAUUUUUUUUUUUUUUUUUAUUAUUGACAAAAGAGCUCUGAAAUUCAAUCUCGCCGAGUACUGCAGGUUCUUUGCCCCGCACCGAAGAAGUACAUAAUAUACAGUAUGUCGUAUAUUAUUAUAUUAAGCGACACUGACCUCUAAAAAUGUUCAAAGAGAAAUCAAAAUAUUAUACAAUAUAUAAUGUAUAGUAUUAUAGGUACGCAUAUUUUUUAUUUGGUGCGGUAUAUGAAAAUAAUACCAUAAAAAAAUAGUAAAUUUUAUUUUAUAAAACCGUUUCGAGCUCGCGACUUUUCAAUAUAUAAUUUUUUUUUUUUCUUUAUACGAUUAUAUAUAGCUUUACAAGUAUAAGUAUAUACGCUUCAAUCAGGAUCGUGCCAGCAAAAUCAGACGGGGAGAGAGAGGAGCCGGUCAUAAAACAUUACAGAUUUCAAAUAAUAUUUUUUGCAGAAAAAAAAAAAUGCCGGGCGAAAAUUGUUUAAAAUGAUAGUGCUGUAGGUAAAGAAAUAAAAAGAUAGCAUUAAAAUUCAACAGUUGGAUCGACUUCCAAUAUUAACGAAUACGCCGUGGCACUUGAAAUAAGUUUUCUAAAAACUGCAGGUCCGAUAUAUUGUCUAUUUCAGAUUUCUUUCAAUGAUCUGUCGCACGUUCCACCAGCGCAAUGUAAUUUAAAAAUCGAUUGCUCUUGAAAAUGGCGUUGUACCCAUUAUAUUAUUAUUAUUGUUGAACAAGUCCGCUAUUGAAUUGCCCACACGAAGUUCACCUAACAAAUCACCCAUUCCUCCCACUCCCCCACUAGAGCAAAACUAUAAUAUUAUUACGCCACUGGUUUCGUCAAGAGAAAACGUCGACCAUACCGAUUGUUGCCGUGACCGCCCGGCAUAACGGCCGCGAUUUAUUUUACGCGAGAGGAUUUAACGAGAUGAUACUCACAAUUGCGUAGCCGGCGUACGAGAGACUUUUGAACGUUUGACGAUUUUUAAUCGUUUUAAUAUAUCGCCCGCGUGCGUACGGCAUUGAAACGUAACUUACGAGCCCGUAACAUGCGUACACGUUGCGCAUUUAUUUAUUUAUUAUUCGAGUAUGUACGUAGUAAUCGCAUUGUAUUAAUAAUAACAUACAUAAGUAUAAGUAUUCAAGUAUAGGUUUUUUAUUUUUUUUGUUUGUUUUGAGAACUUCGUGUUUGAAAACCAUUAAAACAUAAUAUGAUAUGCAAUAUAAUACGUAUAUAAAUUAUACGUCGCCUUGUAUAAAACCCGCAAAAUGAAAAGACAGCGGCAAAUGUGUAAUACCUUAAUACGGUAUUUUAUGGACACUAAACAAAAGCGUAAAUUGAGCAACUCCGACGAUAAAAUAAAUGUGUAUAUUUUUUUACGCGGUAUUCCUCCCGACGGUUUCCGUCGUCGUUAUUAUUAUAUACGAGUUGGUACACCGUAUACUCUGGACUUUAAAAGUCGACCUUUAUUAUUAUUCCCCGUCACGUCAUAAAACCCCUUGCAGUAUUAUAAUGUUAUCAUCGUUUUAUUUUUCCCGCGACUUUACAGCAACACACGUCCGUCCGAAUCGUUGGCGGCGGUAUUGCUUUAAUAAUAUAUUUAUUGCGCAAUAUUAUAUAAUAAAUUGUAAUAUUACGUUGUUUGGGUAGGUACAAGUAGGUACUUGUACGCGUAUCGCGCGUUUUCGGUAGUGUUCGAAUACACAUCUGUGGCUGGGUGCAAGAAGAGGGGGGGGGCAACGUCGCAUUUUGUGAUUGUCGGCAAAUGGGCUUCGAAAUUGUAAUUCCCCGUUAGGCUCUGUGUAUUUUAUACAUUGUUUCAAUGUUUGUGCAAUUUUCAAUUUUCACGACAAAUAAAAAGAAACUGUACACUUUUUGUUUUUAACCGAUUUUUUCAAAAAGUUGACAUCGGCCCUUCUUGCAUCCGGCCACAGAUAAAAUUAUUAAAUUUUAUAAUAUUUUUUUUUUUUUUGUACUCGAAUACUGUGUGUUUAAUACUUUUCGGGAAAAAUGUCUGUAUUCUAAAUACUAUUUUUUUUUUUGUAUUUUAUAUUCGCUAAAAAAUACUUUCUUCCAAAACCAAUAAUGAUUUUAAAUCAUAGAUGUCUACGGUCACGUAAUAAAUCAUGAUAUCAUUAUAUCGUAGCAUUUAGUUUUUGUGUGUAAUCGAAGUUUAAGAAUUGGCCUAUUAAUGAUAUAAUACUUGAUUAUAGGUAUUUAGGUUAGGUUAUACGAAGUUUUUUCGAUAAAAUGUCGAGUCGUUAAACGUUAAUUUCAGAACUGUAAAACUGUAAAACUGUAAAACAGAACUUUAAAAAUAACUGAAACUAAUAUAAAUUAUCAGCAAAAUAUGCGAAUAUUCUGAAUACAUUUUUUAAAAACUGGUUCGAAUACGUAUCCCGAAUACAAAAUGAUAAGUUUUCUUUACGGGACUGGUUUUCGGGUGUAAACGUUUAAAAUAUUCUCUGUUGAAAAAUUUAACCGCAUUCGACACGACUUUUCCACAAAAAACCUACGCCACUGCGGGCGUAUCUAUAAUGUAUUAAAUCGACGUUUAAAGUAUUAUUAUUAUUAACGCCCCUGGACCAAAAAUAACAAACCGGUUUAGUUUUAAACGUAUUAUUCUAUCAACGUAAAAAGCGCAUACAUUACAAUAUCGAAUUAAAUUUACCGCACUGUAAUCCUGCACAAAGUCUAAAAAUAUACCAAUAGGUAGGUAGAGUUAGUAGAGUAAAUUGCGCGUUUUAAAAAAUAGCACUCCCGGUUUAUAGCACGUUUUUUUAUUAGUCGAUUCGUAUUAUAAUACAUAUACUAAUAUUAUGGUAAUUAUUUAUCGGUAGUGAAAUUUACGGCCUCCGAGCAUAAUAAUACUUUAUCGUUAAAUAUCCGUUAAAAUAUUUCUAUACAUAAACCUAUCUGUACCUAUCUAUCCGUUUCCAUUGUUUUCCGUGGGCUUUUCGGUGAAUAAUUAAAAAAAAAAAAAACCCCUACCGGUUAAAACCGGAGAUUAUUGCGCAAGAUUGAAAAUCGACGCUCCGAUUAGUAUUUACAUCAUCGCUCGCGUACAACAAUAUUAAAAAUUCGCGGGUUUUUCGCGUGAAAUCUAUUAAGAAAAAAAAAUUAAUUUUUUUUCAACAAACGCGUUUAUACUUUUGCAAUUUCGAUUUAUCUCCGUUGUUCGUUACGAUUUUAUAUGAUAAUAAUAUAACGCAUAUUACAGCGGGUUGUUGAAAAUCCCUCGCGUGUUUUAUUAUUUAAAAAAAAAAAUAAAAAAUUGUUGAUUCGUCGUACUGCUGCAAAUGGGCCGGCCGAAAACGCGGUACGUAUAUUAUUAUUAUUUUAUAUAUAUAUAUAUAGUAAAAUACUGCAGCAUUUUAUACAAUAAAAUCGAUAUCGAGGUAACAGAUAGAAGAAAAAAAAAGAAAAAAGGUUAAUAAAACGCAAAGUGCUGUGUACAUACAUAAUAUAUAUAUACCUACCUGGUGUUUUAGCAUUUUUUUUUUUACCCGGAAUUUAUUCUACACUUUUUUUUUUCGCCUCCGAGUUCCAUUAUAACCGCCUUCGGUGAUGUACAUAUACAUCGCCCAAUACCGUCGUCACUAUACCUAUAUAUUAUUAUAUUUUAUACUUAUAAAGUUAUAUAUAUAUAUAUAUUUAUACAACGAGUGACGCGGAAAUUUCAUUUACGGCGGAUGUUCGAAAAAACGGCGCAAAAUAAUAAAAAAAUCCGUGGUCGAAUAAUAGGCGAAGGUAAACAUUUGUAAUGGCGUUUGGUGACGUACGGUGGGAGAUAAAAAAAAAAAAUCGUACGCCUAAAAAAUAGACAGAAACGUCGUAUGGUGUGCGCGUGAAAAAUAAUAAAGCACGUACCGCGCGCGACGUUGAACACGUAGAAAAUCCUAUAGACGUCCUAGUCGAACAGUUUUCGCGUGUCAAUAGAUAUACGUGUAAGACGUACCAAAAUCGAUUUACGCGGACGUAUUUUAAAUAUAACUCCCCCCCUCACCCCCGCAUGCGGAUUUCCAAAUGUUUUUUAAAUAUUAUAUGCUGCUCGUGUAGAAUAAACGUCAAAUUUUUUGUGCGUCGCAAUACGGUCUAAACGUGUUCGUAUAACGUACGUAAUCGUGUUUUUUCGUUUUCCAUCUAUUAAGUAACGACUUUUAGUAGAGUUCAUUUUUUUUUUCUCUCAACUUCUCCGUCAUAACUGAUCUGCAGCUAUAAAUGCCAAAUAGCUCGUCAAUAUAUUUUUUAUCAAUCUCUAACUUUUCACUGUAGCAUGGGUAACUGGUAAAUCGUAUUUUAUACAUUCGUUUAUAAAGUACUUAUAGAUUUAUGUAUAUUGUGUAUAAUUUUUUUUUUCUUAAGUCUUUCCAUUGUUAUAAAGUGCAAUUGGCUAUUAUAUUUAUUAUACAAAUAAAACUCCGAUAAGAAUAAAAAACAAUUUACUUUUGGGUUACUAACGUUAAAAGAAAGAAAAUACUACAAGAAGGUGAGUUACAGCCGGAUACAACUGUACAAGGGUUAAGUUUAUUUUUUCGUAACACAGUGAAAGCAACGCGAUUAAUCGUAUUUGCGUUUCAAAAAACGAUUCCGAAUAUAGAAUUAAAAGUUUAACACUUGCACUCUCUUGAACUUUAUUUCUCUAUAUUUUUUUUCCGGGAUUUUCACAACAAUAUUAUUAAUGCAUUGUAACCGAUAAUUUUAACAACGACAAAAAAAUAUCUUAAAAAUAUGUUUUCCAUUUAGGUGUACGUAUUGUCCUCCUAUGAAAUAAAAACAAAAACGAAACAGUUAUUGGGGCGAACACAGUACUAGGGAUAAUAAUCGACUAAAUAAAUAACUACUUAAACGUGAACAUAAACGUAUUAUAAUUUUUAAAAACGCAUUUCAUUCGAAAUCUCAAUCAUAAUAAUUGCUGGUUUAAUAAUUAUUGUACUAAAUGCACACAAAUUACAAUUAUACGAAUUUACGGCCAAUUAUACUUCCAUACGUCCGUUCGAAGUCUAUUUAAUGCUACCCAGUUACCCAUUAAUUUUUGGGCGAGCUUUCAAAUAGGUUUUCUAGAUUUCAGUUAGGGCCAGUAUUUAUAUCGCUAUGUAUUGGAAGCGAGAUGUUCGAAAAGUAUUUAGUUCACUCUCGUACUAGUGAAUUUCGUCGAUGUAAAUGGGGUGGGCUUAAGUUAUUAAGUGCAGGCAACCAUUCCGUGGGAAUAGAUUUUAACCGCUCCAGUGAUAAUCCCCAUAGCAGAGUUGCGUUGAGCAUCCACUUUAUUUGUGUGGGUACUUUGUAGCCACCGCUUUGUAGUACCGGUGAGCAAUAGUCAGCUACCGAUCGUGUAAAUGCUAAUUUUUAAUGAAUCAUUUUAAUAGAAUAAUUUAAUAAUUCAUUUUAGAGCUCUUAUAUUUCAUUAAACGUAUUAUAGACGUUCAUGCGACCCAACAUAACUUUUACGCCGAAUAAACAUGCGAAUAUUAUAAAAAAAACCUCUUCAGGUAGGUAUCCUGAAAUAUUACAGGGUAUACAUAAAUGUAAUUAAAUAUUUUGUUUGAUGAUUUUAAGUAUUAUUCGUGUAUGUAUAAUGUAUAUAAAAUCCGUCUGUAACGCUUUUUCUCUCGUCCACAUACCCUUAUCAGUCAUUCAUAUUUAUCUCUUAUCAAAAUGCAUUAUCUCAUUCUUACGACCUUACUGAUCGCAUACGAUUAUAGGUCGUCCGUUAUUCCGGUGAUACGUCGUAUAAUAUACUUAGAAAGUGGUGAAGGGGUGAAAGAAGUCAUACGAUGGAGAGUGAAGGUAUCGGCGGCGCUGUACGUGAUAUUGUUAAAAUGUGUAAGCGAUAAGGGAAAAUAUAUGAUAAAAGCGUGAAAAGUCGAAGAUGGAUCUGUGCUUUUAAACUCAUUCAGUCGUCGAUUGUCCGAGUGGAAAUAUCGACAAUUUUCAUUAUUAAAUGAGUACUAAUGCUCAUUCCAAUAGUGUUUUUUUUUUUUUUUUUUUUUUUUUUUUCGGAAAAUUAACGAACAUGUACAACACGGUUCUCGGUGUUUUCCGUUCGAUGUAUAAUAAUACCCGCGGGCGGUAUCCAUUCACGGUCAACACAUAUGAUCCAUUAGCGGUAUAGCCAAAAUGAAAAUAAAUCGUGUAUAUGAAGAAACUUCACUCUCAUCGCGCGGUGAAUGACGGUAAAUCAAUUUUUCCAUCGGUUCUUUUGUUUUUCUUUCGCCGUUGCCACCGCGUGAAUGGAACCCAAAUGAACCGGAAAUUUCGGUUUUAAACUCGACGAACAAUUCAUUUAGAUAGGUAUAAAAUUUAGUUCAGUCUUCCGUUGUUCAAACAUUGCGUGUAUCUACGCAGCAUGUUUUACGCGGUACAUGCACAUUUUUGCGACAUCAGCGACUGUGACCGUAAUAUAGACGUUAAUUUAAAUUGCAUUUGUUUUUGAUGAAAAUAUGAGAUAUUAAAUAGUCAAAAAGAAGAUUAGGUUAAAGUACCUAACAUAGAUUCCGAGAGAAGUGAAUUAGUUUUACUACUAUGAUGUGUUUUCGACCAAAAAUCUAGCCUCAAUUAUCGACAUCAGGCGAAUGGUUUCUGGUAGAAAAUUUCGUCUAGUUGUGGAAGCCGUUUUUUUUUUUUCUAAUGAUUUGAAAAAGCCUUUGAAAAAUUACUGAUAAACGUCAAUAUUUGCGCUGCAACGGUUUCUGUUAGUCGAUUUUUACCUUGUAAUUCAGUAAAAACAAAUCGUACAGUAUUUUCAUCUUAAACUUUUCCAUUUUUUGGGGUGUUUGAAAUUUUUUUUUUUAUGGUUAUAAAUAUCUGAACACAAUCGUUUUCGGUCCAUAAAUAUGAAUAGCACCAUCACAGUAAUAUGUCAUAGUUAAUUUGUAUAAAUCCGUUCAGUUUAAAUUUAUAACAAAAUUCUUUUAAUAACACCAACAUAUUGUAAUUUACAUUGUUCAGUUGCAAUAUUUCACGCAAUGUUUAAUAAAACCCCCCGUCAGAAUUGUUUACUAUAUUUUACCGCCGCGUAUAUAAUGUAUAAUGUGCAACGGUAUGUAAACUAAAUUUAUUUGAUUACAUACUUACUCGAAAGAAUAAUAAUUAAAUCUAUACAAGCGAAAUGUAUUGCACACUAUUUUACGGCACUGAACAUUAAUCCUAUAAUAGAUUAAUUAAGUGAAUUGAAAUUGGUUUUGUAAAAUUAUUCGCGCACGCUGAAAUAUACUUUGUGCUGCGCCGUAUUGUUUGAUAAACGUGUGUGCGAACUGUGCUUAAUUGUUAAAAUAUAGUAAUUUGAUAACGAACAGGCAGCCGUUCGGAAUGAACUUUGCGUUUUAAUUCGUUUACAGCGGAACGACAGUUUAAAUUUAAAUUAAAUUAAUGAUUUAUCAAUUUUACAGUGGCGUAAUAAGUAACAUUAGGCAGGUAUACUGACGAUAUUCGCGACGCUUUAAAAGCCAGACGUAUAUUAUACCACGCGCGCACGACUAUACUUAACGGAUAUCUUUAAAAGUAAUCUUUACGAGUAAAUCAAAUACAAUAGCUUGACAAUAUAAACUAGAACCUAUAUAACGUCAUAACUUAGUUAUAACUAUAGUAUUCGAUUCUGACCGAACGUAUUGAUUUCGCUAUGGUGUGUGUUUUUUUCUGUCUCUUUUCUACUGGAAAGAAAGUAUAUUUCGUCUAGUUGGUACAAUAUGUGCGGGUCUUUUUCCUGUAGUUUUCAUAAUAAUUAAAAAAAAAUAAAAUAACAAGAAAAUGUAAGUAACGGAUCCGUUAUUUUCGAUUUGUUUGUUUUGUUUUAAUUGAUCUGAAAUAAAACGUAAAGACUUGAAAUUUACAUAGAAUCCUUAUACGAGUACUUUUCUAGACGUGGUAAAAUGCUCAAAAUAUUCUUGCAUUUUUUGAAAAAUUUAGAUACUUACAAUUUUAAAAAUUUGUCAUUUUCGAGUUUUCCGUUUUUUUUUUUUUCUUCAUAGUAUAGCAAAUAAUACAAUUUUUUUGACCGAACAGAAAUUGUUGGGAAUUUUACACGUGGUCUGACUUAAAACCAUUUAGAAUUUAAGUUACGAAAAUCUUAAAAAUCACGGCAUUUCAAUCUCAAAACAUAUUUAACCAAACACUUCACUCAGAAUGGCAUUUCGUUACAGAUAUAAACAAAAUAAUUAUCUAUCUUACCUUCCCAACUUUUCACCUACAACAAUGGCAUACCCACCUGCAAUAUCAGUUUUUGGUUUUUCUGUUAUAAGUCUUUUUUAUAAGUACCAUAAUUUCAUCUCAUACUCGAGACAAAUUAAUUUUUUUUUUGUUAGUUCAUAAAAUAAAUAAUACAAUUUUUAAAAUAUAUUUCAAUUCAAUUAUGAUACCCGAAUAUAAUCGUAAUAAUAUAUUCUGAAUGAAUAUUUGAUAAUAUAUAAUAUUAUUCGAAUGUUUAUUCCAAUUACAUUUUAAAAGUUUUAAGACCAAAAACUUUUAACAGUAUAUAUUAUUUCUCGUCGCUGCAUUGUAUUUUUUUUUUUUUUUUAAUUAACAUCUCGUCGAUUGAUUGCGUGUACAAAAGUCGCUAACAAAGAGCGAAACUGUAUAAUAACAUUGGAGAGACGACAAAGGCAAUGAGUACCGAGGGUUCCUCCCGCUGAUUGCGAUUCAACUAUGGAAACUUAAAAACUUUGACUUUUUUAAAGAGCGAAACAAGUUUGUAUUUUUUAUUAUAAAACUUUGCUUACUUUUAAAACUCUUGUUACAAUAUUGAUGUGAAAAGCACCGAUUAUAGUUUUAAUAUUUAAUUUUUUUACACGUUUUUCGCCGUAUUUCCUCCUCUCCCGGAACUGUAUCGUGUCUGUUAUAUUUAUCUAUUUUCCCACUAUUUUUGAGCGAUUUUAGACACUCCUUAGAGACCAAAUGAGAUAAUAUUUAAGAAUUAAGAGUAGUUUUAUAGGCGAAUUGGGUUAGAUUCCACCAUUAAAUAAACCCUUACAGACUUAUUUUGUAUACGUAUGGCGGUGUAAUAUUAACAAUAUUCUUUUCAUGUACAUGAAUUUUCAACCCCUACAAGUUCAUGCUCAAAUACCAUACCAUGGUUUUAAAUUCUGAACUGAACUAGGAAUGUAUUAGUUUUACAUUGAUGUUUUUUUUUUCAGUAAACAACUUUUCUACCAGACAUUUUGUUCCGAUUUCACAAGUGUAACUCUUUUUCUGAAAUUAAAUUUGACUGGGGUGGUACUUACUUAAAAACCUAAAAAGGUCAUUUUUUGAUUUUACCAGCGGUUUUCUUUACAAAACCAGAAAAAAACGUAAGAAAAACGGGAAAACUAACGAAUGUAUUAUUUCUAAAGCCUUUCGAAACAUGUUUGAUUGAAUUCCACUCAGAAUCGUUUUUCUUUAAGAAUGGUUGAUCGUUGCGCACAAAUAUACAUUAAUUUUCCCCUCUACCUUCCCAACUUCUCACCAACAACAGUGGCCCAUCCACGUGCGAAGUAUGUCCGUCUUUUUUUUGGAAUUAUGGUUUAGUUAUAGUAUAGCAGUGUAAUAGUCUUCGGUUAUUUAGUUGAUAACAAAGAAUUUUUCUAUGGUACAAAUAUAAAGUUGGGAGAAAAUUCGACUCUAUUGUGACGGGGCUCGGUUUUUUUUUUUUUUUUGUUCAUUUGGCUCGAUUAUCGAUUUCAAUUUCCAGUUCCCGUUGUCAUUUGCGGCGUGCGAUUGAUUUUCCUAUACGACCAAUAAAUAAUUAUAUUACAUUAAUAAUAAUACAAUAAACGAUGAUGCAAUGCUAUUUAAAAUGCACACAGCGGUGCGAAAACCAAUGUCGUUUUUUUACGGCACAUCGAAUAACAAUACAAUCAUUACACUAAUAAUCUACACAAUCUAUUAUAACAAAGUCACGCUAUAUAGAUGCCUCUACGAAACAUUAAUAUACAUUGGUCUGCUCGUAUUAGCUUUUACUGAACAAAUAUAGUAUGACAAAUACGAGGGUAUUUAUAAAUAAAACUCGUAAUAUAACGUUUAAUUUUCACAAUAUGUGAAAAAAAUUAGUUUUUAUUUUUUUUUUUUAAAUUUUAAAUCUAGUUUGCGUAAGUAUUUCGCAACGGAUCAAUUAUAAUAAUAUAAUAUGUUAAUAACAUUCAUAUUUUUUCGAUUUCGAAUAAAUUUAAAACACAAUGUAUAGGAAGGAAUAAAUAAAUUUUUUUUUCACAAAUUAAAAAAAAACGGAUGGAUGAACCACUGUUGUCAGUGAUAAUUUGAGAAGAUUAAUGUAUAUCUGUACGCAACGAUUAAUCAUUGCUAACGAAAAACGAUUUUGAGCUGAGUUCGGUUAUACCGGUUUUUCGCAUUUGUUAUGAAAACUCCCGGGAAAAUCAAAAAAUAACCUAAUGUAUCACUCCAGUGAAAUUUCCUUUCAGAAAAAAUCGAUGAAUACAUUUUCUUCACUUAAAUACUAAAAAAUUGUAAAUUUUAAUUAAUUUCAUUAUCGGUAUAUCUACUGCAUGAAUGAAAUAUCAAAUAAGAAAUACGAGAUAUCGUCAUGGUCGAUUGACAAAAUACAAUUGCAACUAUAAUCACCUUCACGUUUCACGUAUAAAAUUUAUUUAGUCUAUACGUGUGUUGCUGAUGGUUCUCAUUUGGUUCUUCAACAGCUACCAUUAUAAUAUUUUGUGGAGGCGUAGUAUCAAUCGAAAAUGAACAUACACGAUUAAUCCGAUUAAUUGCCGAUUAAUUGUUCAUACAUUUUUACGGUAUUACACUCAACAUUAUUGUGUUACAUAUAGUUUGAUUAUUAUAGACUAGUUUGAUUAUUAUAUUUAUUCAAUAAAUUGACGGCUGCUGUUAAAUGUCCAACAUAUUCAAACAAAUUGUUAUUUCUAUACGCAAUGUACGGAAGAAGAAGAAAAAAAAAAGACGGUUUUCCGUAAAUUUUUUUUAUAUCUAAAAUCCAAAAAACAAUAAUAUAAUAACGUAUAUAAUUUUAUUAUAUAUUUCUCUCGGAAUAUACGAUUAUAUAUCCUCCGCCAACACCGUUUCGCUGACCGAAUCGUAUUCUAUGUAAUAACAAUUUUAUUUCGCGUCCUCGUAUAAUAAUAUACGUAAUCAUAUUAGCUCAAAGGACACGUAUUCAUCCGAUAUUUAAGCUAAUAAAUUGGAAGUGCUGCGAGUAUUCCGUAUAUACUCGCGUCGUGGGUAUAUGGGACUAUAGACGCAUAAAGCGUAACGUAUCCGUCACGUGACGGAACAUAAUAUGUAGAAUUCGGAUGCAUAUGCAGUGUGUACAAUACACUGUAUAUCGAAUAUCGCAGAAUUGAUAUUCUGCGCCCUCGCCGUCGCAAGUACGGCCAAAAUAUUAUAUUGUUUUUACGAAUAUAAAUGUGUAGACUGUUAUGAUAUUAUAUUAUUAUUAUUAUUAUUAUUAUUAUAACUCGUUGUAUUAUUUUCCGAACGCAAUAAUAAUAAAAAAAAAAAAAAUGUUACGCUCUUAUAUAACCCGAAUGGCCUGCAAGCAGAUACUUUUGCACAUUUUGCAGGUAUAAUUUCGAGUUAUUUCCUGUGUGUAUUAUUAUCGAUUGUUAUUAUUUAUUGUGUUGUUAACGUCAUAAUGAAAAUGGCGUUGUAAAAUUGCAUUAAAUCUGUAGGAAAUAGCUAAUAAAAUCGGAAAUAAUCUCAAACAUCCAGUAGCGCAACCGAAGAUUGAGGGGGAUGUUCUCCCACGCGAAAAUCAAUCCAGAUUGCACCACUCAUCAUUAUCUUUAUUAGAAGUAUAGCCUCACAUCGCUGUACGGAUUUUGGUUGCCGACACCUCCAAUAAUCUCGGUUCUGUAUCCUUUGCUCCAAAUCAAUUACUAUUCCAGCCUGUCCGGAUCAUCUUAUACUCCGUCCGUCCGCCGUUUCUUUGGUCUGCCGUUGAGCCUUCUUCCUGCAGUUUCUAUUUGUGUCACUGCAAACAUCAAUGCAAUAUUUUAUUGAAAUAAUCUAUAGGAAUCAAAUGAACAACAAAUUAGUUAUUUUGAAUUUCGUUCAAUUUUUUAUUUUAAUUUUGAGUCCCUCCCCCUGAAAAAAAAAUAAAAAUAAAAAAAAAAAAAAAAAUCAGCGUGAUAAAUAAAUGACCACUGCAACCAACAAUCACUUAAACGUGUUUUAUAUAGUAUAACGAGGUAUAGAAUACAUUAUGUUUUUAUUUAUUACAUACCUAGAUACCUAUUGUUAGUAUAAAAGGUGCGUAUACAAUAUAGGUGUAGUUACAUAUAUAUAUAUAUAUUUUUUUUUUUUAAAUUACAACAAACAUGGGUAUUUUGUUAUAACCUCCACACGAAGGAUAAGGAAAUAUUGUUGUUAUCAAUAGUGAAUGCCGUGUGAUUUACAUUUUCUGUACGAUCGUAUAAAUCUUCAGAAAAAAAAAAAAAUAAUAGAAAAUAAACGGUUUACCAUUCUGCAGCUAUAAGUGCCUACACGCGCAAUCGCGUAUUAUUACUGUAUUAUCGCGACAAAGGUUAUACACGUAAACUAUCGACGCGCGUACAAUUUGCUCACGAGUGUUAUAAAAAAAAUUUUAUUUUUUAGAUUCUGAGUGGAGCGCAAAAGCUUAUAGUUUUACAAAGACAUGCUCCGAUUUUUACGAUUUUAUUUUUUGGUAGAAAGUGUUCACAUAAAAAAAAAUAAUAAUAAACAUCUUUAUAAAACUAAUGCAUUCCUCGCUGCAAUCAGGUUCUAAAAUUUAACAAAAUAAACAUUUUUAGUCAAUAUCAUACACGUGCCCUCAGUUCACUCUUGUCCCAAUAAAAAUAUCUUCCCAAGCAGAUAAACCAAAACUUUCCUUUAACUUUUGGACUUUUCCCGAUUAUCCCUCACAGGUGACAGUAUUUCCUAGUAUCAUCGAAAUCUUAAAAAUGUAGUCGAGCGGUCCCAAUACCUAAUACUGCUCAUUUUAUCUUACAGUUAACCUUAACAUAUUCGAUGACCAAAAAUCAAAAAGUUACAACAAAUCGGAAAAUGUUCUUUUUUACCCUUAUAAAUUAUAAAAAUGUCUGUUAUGAAGAGAUUGACGAAAAUCAUAAAACUACAAUAUUUCAAAACACAUAUAACCGAAGUUCGCUCAGAAUCAUUUUUCGUUAGCAAUGGUUAAUCUUUGCGUACAGAUAUACAUUCAAUUUUAUCUUUAUCUUCCCAACUUUUCACCUGCAACAGUGGCCCACCCAUAUCGUAAACAUAUGUUUAUUUUUGUUGAUUUCUGUAGGGUCACCUUAUAUUGGCUAAAAGGGAGCAAAUGCGACUAAUACUACGACUUCAUUCAGAACCGACUUUUGAUUUAAAAUAUGUAUCCUAAGAUGCAUAACAUGUCAGAAAAGAUUCUCGGGGGGAUCUAUCCCCAUCGUCUCCACAAAAUGUUUUUUGUUCACGGACGUCCCUAGUAUAAAUAUUACGGUUUUAAACGUUACGCGAGUAUUACAAAUAAAAAUAUAUUUCAACCGAAUUCGAUUUUCUUCUAUUAGCCCCUGAAAAACUUCCGGUCGCUGAUCACGAGUUGAAUAUUUUGUUACGAUACACUCGUGCAGGUACCAAUUACGACUCCUCGAGUUCAUUUCGUGUUCGGACCACCGCCCCGCCACGGACAGAUGGACAGAGGCUAUUUCAAAAAUGUUCAACCCACGUAACGAAAUUAUUAUUAUGUACACAACACUACAUCAACAUAAUGACGCUGUUCACGUCUUAUUAAUGUUAUUUAUGAUUGUUUUAGCAGAUAAUAACGCAAUUGUUUUAAAGAUUAUCGUGAUAUGCGUCCAUUGUUUUAUUACCGUGUAGGUGUAUAUCCCGUAAAAAUUGUUUAUUUAAAAAUAAAAGCGUUUUCCGUGAUCAAAAAAAAAAAAAAAAAAAAAAAAACCAGACUGAUAAUUAUCAAUACUGUUCGCAAAACAGUACAUUUACUGACAUAAAAACAUGUUUUAUUACUUUAUCUGUCGCGUUCUGUACAAGAAAUUUACAUCUUAAACCCAUUAAGAAAAUUGCAGAUAGAAUUAAACGUAUAUAAUAAUUCGUUUACGGUAUAAACCAUAUUGAAUUGACGGCUAAAUAAACAUAUUAUUUUACAACGAUGGACGCGAGAUUCUUCGAUUGAGGGGGGGGGAAACUAAAAAAAAUUAUUAUGUUUUUAAAAUAAUUACCUGCAUAAUUGCGUAGUACAAUUUGUAAUUACUUGAAUAUGAGUCGAAUAAGUCGUGCAAAUAUGCAAUGAUUAUUAUAAUUUAUUAAUACUACAUUUACAAUGCUAGUUUGUUUUAUUUGUUUUUUUUGUAUUCAACAAGGUCAUGGGAGGAGAGGUGUUGAAGCUCCCUUAGCCCCGCCCACGGUUACGCCACUGUUAUUUCGUAUUAGUUUUAAUUAAAUUUAAAUUAAGACUCUUUAUAUAUGUAUAAAUAUACAAAAAUAUAAGAACUGGAUUAUACAAUAUUAUUGUGUUUAAUAUAAUAUUGUAUCGAUGUGGUGCAAUCUAAAUUUGUAUGUCGAACAAUUAGAACAGAUACUUUGUUCAAUACGAAAUCUUAUAUGCCGUAUCAGUCCCGUAUAAUAGAGAAAGAAAAAAGUGCGUAGCAAUCUCUUGAUUAAAAUUAACAAAAAAAUUGCGAUUGUUAUAAAAGAAUACUCGUAUUGUUUUCCAUUAUUUUGUCUGAAUUGUUAAAAACAAUACUUUGGCGCUUAAAAUAUAAAAAAUCAAAGUAGAACAACGAAUUAAUGCGCUAGCUGUAUUGUAUGCGUUGAUUAAGUCACUUUCCGAAAAAACUGUUCGGGCUUCAAUCGAUAGUAAUUAUACUGUUUUUCAAUAAAAUUCCAUAUUUAGCAAUAUUCGGCUGAUAUACGAACACCGUCUGUGACUAUGAAAAAGUGUUUUCGCGGUCAAAAACUACUCGAACUAUUGACCGGACAACAUUUAUUUUAUUUUUUUCAUACCUACACAAAUACAAAUAAAGUUACUAUUAUUCGUAUUAUUUUGUUCUGAAUUCUGAUAAUAUAAAGUUUUUCAAACUCGAAUAAUUUUUUUCGAAGUCACGAUAUCGAAAAAGUGAAACAAACGUUUCUCAGUGUAACUGGGCCAGUUCUUCUUUUUGAUGGUGAAAUUGUGGUUUCCCAGUUACAGCAGUGGCAGUACCCUGCGAAAAGUGUUUUCCAUAAAUAUUAUUCCGGAGGUCGGAGCACGUAAGAUUUUUUUAACGUGAAGGUUACACGGGUAAAUAUGUGUGAUGCAAACGAAAUUAAAUAAAAGCAAAUAUUAGUUUUGGGGGUAAAAAACGAAAAUUCAGCUUCAUUACUCUUGUAUAAAUGGAAAACAAGAAGAUUACGAUAAGUAAUAAGCCUGCGCAAAGCCAUAAAAACUCCGUGUUUUCAUUGCGGCGUGCGGGAAACGGUAUAAUCUAUGAUCCGCAAUGACGGCAUGAAUAAUAAAACAAUGUGCAAGUCAUUCCUGUACAAGACUUGUACACGUUUUUAUUCUCAUUUAGGCGAAUUUUUUUUAACAUUAUUUGUUAUGGUAAGGCGACGUAAUCGCUUAUGUAAUAAAGGAUACCCAGACGUAAAGAUGUAUUUAUCGGUUAGAACCGUACGGACUAUCCGUGCUUUAUUAUUUGUGGGUGACCGUCACGUGCGUACGUGAACGUGGCCGGUGGCAAACGUCAAAAAGGCGCGUUACCGGGUUUUAACAUUACAAUUUACAACCAUCAGAGCCGCCACAGGAUAAAGAGACUCGUGUAGGUAAAAGAGCUAUAGAAUAAAUAAUCCUUAUUCUUAAAUAAUCAGGUCUUAUAUAUUUAUAAAAUACCUAAGGAAAGUAUGCAAACAUUUUUGAGGGGCUUUGGAUGCUUUGAGGGACUAAUCCUCUCCCAUUUUCCAUCUAUGACAAUAAGGUGAUAAUAUUAUGGUAACAGUUGCAUAGAUAGGAUUAUGACACGCGCUCGUCGAACAGACAUUAUUGUGUUUCCGAAAGAUUGGAGACGUAUUAUCAUAAUGAUGUUUUCGGUGCAGCAUAAUAAUAUUGUUUUAGUAUUAUACUUGUUAUUAUGUAUCUUUAUACAUAUUUCGUCUGUCCGUGUGUAUGUCACUGAAUUCCUCCUAAACAGCUGGACUGACUUUGAUGACAUUUUUUGUGUGUGUUUAAAUGGGUCCCUCCCUAGAUGUUUUAGAUUCUGAGUGGAGCGAGGAAUGUAUUGGUUUAACAUAGAUGUUUAUUUAUUUUUUUUUAUGUUAACAUUUUUUCUACCUGAAAGCAUACUUCGAUUAUCAAGUAUAGAAUUUUUUCUGUUAGAAAAUAUUCACUGGGUGGUAUUUUAGAAAAGUCAUUUUUUGGAAAUUUUCAUUAAUAUUCGAGAUAAUGAGAAAUAAAGAUUAGGUCUUUAGGUUGAAAAAGAUUGAAAGAUUAAGAAUAAAAUUGCAAUUGGCAACCGAUUUUAUUUAUUUUUUGUUAUUAUCAAGUUUUUAUUGUUUUAAAUAUUUUUUAAACAAACGCUGCUGCCAUGGAAACAUACAUUGUUGCAAUCAUUUUAUCAUAAUAUGACAUAUAUAUUGUUGACAAAGCAACACUAUCAACUGAACUCCGCUCAGAAUCGUCUUUCGUUAACAAUGGUUUAUCGUUGCUUACAGAUAUAUAUUAAAUUCCCGUCUGUAUCCCACCUAAAAAAGUAGCUACACCCACGUACGAAGUAUGUUCGUCCUUUUUUAUUUUUAUCAAUGUUACCAAAUAUAUUAUAAAUGAUAUUUGGUUGCCACUCAAGUUUAAUUCGUGUAGAUUGUGUAGAGUUGACAGAAUAUAAAAAGCUUGAGGACAGGUUAGGCAAUUGUCACUCAAGCCUAGAAGUUAAAGGGACAAGAAACAAUGGCAAUCAACAAUUUCGUCAGGAAUAGCCGUCAGAUUAUUGGCUGAUAAAUGUAGUUAUUUUUAUUUUUAGAGGCUGAUGGGCGGUAUAGAUCGUACGGACUCAAAUUGUUUUCUGACACGUCUAAACGAACCAGCCGUUUCGGCUAAAUGUCCGUCAGUUCUGCAAAAUAAACGUUUAAAAUGUUUAGAUAAUAAAGAAAUUGUAUAAUAAUUUAUUAUUUUUAAUUUUUAUACCUAUCAUAUUAAUUAGCAUCACACUAAAUAAUAACAUAACCUGACUGACAGAUACAUCAUCGCACAGCCCAAACCACUGGACGGAUGGAACUGAAAUUUAGCACACGGAUAGCAAUUAUGACGUUGGCAUCCGCUAAAAAGGAUUUUUUUUUAAAUUCAACACCUGAGGGGUUAAUAUAUGGGUGUUUAGGAUUUUUUUUGUACGAACAUCUAAUUUUUUAUAUUUAUUUAUUUUUGUUUAUUCGUGGGUUACCUUGGGGAUACGGAUGAUAAUUUGGUUGUCACGGACAAGAAAACUAUCAUUACUAUUAUUAUUGCUACUAUUAUUUACAUUAUUAUCCAGCAAUAGCAAAUCAUUGCCGGGUCGGCUGGUAUUAUAUUAUAAUAUACGCUGUAAUAAUAUUGUCACAUAUUAUAAUAUUCACCGGAACAUAAAUUGAUAGCCGUAAAUAAUACCUACCUAUAAUAAUAUAAUGUAAUUCCCACCUAUUGCGCGUGUGAAAAACGAAACAUUUUAAUAGGUUUAUUAAAAGUACGUACACACUAUUCGAAAAUUAUUUUUUGAUUGUUUAGCAGCCGAUUCAAUUUUUCCGGGAAAUAAAGCACACGCCGGAGAGACAGAUUUCCCUUAAAAUAACUUACCCGAAUCGGUUAAAUAGACAUUUUUUUUAAAAAUAUUGAAAUCGGUCUAAUCGAUAUAGAAAAAAAUCAAAUAGCAUAGACAAUAAAAUAAUACAAAAUCAGGAAUUGUUUCAUGAGCAAAAAGAAGAGACCUUUUUGUCAGUCAGCCAAAUGAAGUUCAUUCGAUUGUCCCACCAACUAAAAUGUCUUCUGCUGCAUUACGCUCCUGCAUGCGAAUUUCCUCAUGUUAAUUUCAUGUGUCGAACGACAAGAACCCCAAGUCUCAACAUGUAUUUUUCAAAAAAAAAAAUUCACUUCUACUAAUAGCGUAUAAUACUAGCCAUUUUAUUCUUCUUGUGUUGUUUUUUAACGUGAUCGAAUUGCCUUGACCCAUUUUCAAGAAACAAAUAUGCUUCUUUUUUCUUUUUUUUUUUUGGUUACAAGACGAAUUGAACAAAUAUUUAUCAUGAUAAAAUAUAUAACCUAUAACAAGCGCCACGCAUAAUUCCUUGUCAAAUAUUUUCGUUCCGAUAAUAAUAUUAUUAUUAACAAUCUACGAGUACAGCAAAGAGGUAAUACUUACAAGAAUGACUCAUCAAUAAUAAUUCUUCCAUCUCGAACAAGUAUAGUUUAACAUAACAGAAAAAAAAUUGCACGUGUACAAGAACCACCGUACUAUAAUCUCCACCACCUCUCUCAAAAAAGAAAACUUGCAUCACAUUUAAUACAAAUAAAGUUAUUGUCUUUUAAUUAUCCGAUAAUUUAAUGGUUUUCAGACGCGAAUAAUUUGUUUUGUAGCUAGUGUGAUAUCGAACAAAUGAAAACGCAGAGCAGAACGAUUUUUACCACAAUCAAAUUAAUGUUUUAAUUAUCACUCGUGUCUCACUAUCGGAUUUUCUGUAUUUCAAAUUUUUCGUUUAUUAAAUUUGUGUGUUUUCAGGGAAUUUUCACCCCCUCCCCCCCUCCGUCAGGUAUUUAACCCAUGACAUAAGUCACCUCUAUCGUUACGGUCCUGUAUAUUGUACAAUAACCUUGAUGGAUGUUACCAAAAACGGUUUUUCAGUAGACAUUUUAAAUUGACGUUUUUUUCAAAUUUUCAUAUGGUAUACACGCUAAAUGCUCAAUUAGAUAAUGACACGAGAUAAUAAUAUAUUGAUACUUUUACUCGAAAGCAAUUCGAAUAUUUUCGAGUCGAUAAAAAUGUGUUAAGUUUGUUCAAACAUUUCGUUAAAAACGCUUAAUCUAACCUAACCUAAUCCCUUAACUGUCGUUUGAUUAUAUUGACAGAAAUUUACACGAUUUUUGGAAAUGCAUUUAGUGCAUAUAAUGUUUAACUGUUUGGCCGCUUACGUAUAACAUUUUAUAUGGUAUUGAUUCCGUAUUCGCGCCUGAACCCCACGACAGGCCGUAUAGUGUAUUCAAAUAGAACAUCCGGUUAAAAUCCACGACCAUCGCGGACCCAAAAUCCGAUUUAUUUGUCGCGGUCGAGUUCGUGUAAUUAUAUUAUAUAGUAUGGGCAGGGCGGCGGGGAACUGCCGUAGGUAAAGUAGGAUUCCUCCUAUACAAAUCGGGUAACCCUCGAAAUAUUUUAUUCAUAUACUGUGAUAUAAUACGGAAUAACGUCGACGUAUAGUAAUAAUGGACGCUGAUCUCAUAAUAAUAUUAUCUGCGGAUCGUCGGAACUCCCAUGAAAUGUAUUUUGCUGGAAAUGAUUAUAAUAUGGUUACACAUGCCCACACAAUGUUAUUUCGUUUUGAUUAGCAUACAUCAUAUACGGCGUGGUUAAAAAGUCCUCAUCCGAUUACCUGGGUACCGUAGAAACGGCGUUACCAUUAAUUACCGUCGUUAAAAUGACCAAGAGGCCAAUCGAGUUCACUGCCAGGCGAAAACACCGCCGUCGUGCUGGUAAACUUGAAAUCGGAAACCUGAAACAACGAAUUCUCGCGACGGUUUGGCGGGACCAAUGAUUUGGAGUUACCCCGGAUCGCGGACACUGUGACACUGCCGUGACGAGAAACGUUAAGACCGUAUACAUCCCUAGAUGAGUGUCCGACGGCCGAUGAUGGUCAUAUUGUACAUUCGUUACGCGUCAUCUUAACACUUGAUGAUUUUAGGAAUGUUUUUUUUUUACUUCGUCCCACUCCAGUGGUUCUUUUUGAAAUUAAUUUGAAUUUUUGGAAAUCGAACGGAGCCUUGAACCACGCUGUAUGUAAUUUAACCGUGCGACGGAUAAUAUUAUAAUCGCCGCGCGCAGUAAUAAAUAUAAUUACAUUUUGCUAAGCGUUUAAUAUAAACCACGUGCCGCCCAGGAGUCUUACCGAAUGUGACCUACCGGAUGUGUUCAGCGGAAAAGUCCCUUUAUGUGAGUUAUUCUCAGAUAAAUACGGGGUCGUAUCUCGUAUGCAUAUACGGUUUUGACCUAAUACAACAUUAAUGUGGUCGAAUAUUAAUAAAUUAUACUUAUCUGUGUUAGAACCAAAAGAAAUAUUAAAAAUAUUUUCUUACUGAAUUUGUUUGUACAAUGUAGGCGUCACGGUAAAUGUACAAUCGGUUAAUGUUGUUACAUUUAUACUUUUUGUGUAUGAAAACCCAUUGUGCGCUAUGAGUUUUAACAUUAGGGUGUAUUCGUCUAUUAUUAAACCUAAAGAUAAGAACAUUGUCUAUGUUUGUACGUCAGUUUUUUUUCGAUAUUUUUAUUUUCAAGCGAGUUACGGAUAUAUAAAAUAUUACAAUUUUAAAAUCAUCCCAUCUCGCUUGACAAUUAAAACAUCGAAAACAAAUCAAUGUAAAAACACAAACAAUAUUCUCACCUUUAAGUUUAAUAAUAAGCCAAUAUAAUCUAAUAUUGAAAUUAACGACACAAAAUAGGUUAAUAUAUAAAUAUAACAACUUUUACCGUAACGUAAAUGCAGAUUAUUUUUACUCCGGAAAUAAUAACAAUGUAAUAUUGGCCACCAAAAAAACUUCGAAAGUAUAACAUUAUAACAUUUAGCCGGUAUAGAUUUUUAUCAAUGUUUAUAAAUUUACACGUUCCUAUUUAAAGUUUUUUUUUUUUUUUUUAUUUCAGUAUAUCUAUAUUUAAUUGAAUGCCUCAAAGUAACAAUAUCGGAUAACUCCACAUUUUGUUAUUUGUUUGCUGGAGUCCAUAUUUAUACGCUGUUGUGGUGGUUUCAAAUAACGGGACACUUCACAUUUUAUACGAUUUUCGCGAAACGCAGCCGUAAAAUAAAAAAAAAAAUGUUAUUUAUAUUCAUUUUUAUCGAUUUUUUCCGCCGAUUUUAAAAUGUUGGCUUAUUUUAAGUCUGCGAAAUACCGGUUAAGAACCACUGCGCUAUUGUAUUAUGUGAUUGGAUUUGUCUGACUGUUGCAUGCAGAUGCUAAUACGAGGUGACGCCGAUUUCCAUUGAAAACUAUAUUUAUAUACAUAGGCGUUUGUAGCAGCUGAUAUGGCUGGUGUUAUUUUGACUACCCACCCCUUCACAUUGUCCGAAAAACACUAUGCAUACGAAAAAAAUGUAUAAAUAAACUAUAUAUUUAGACAGAAAAUUGAAAUUUAUUUUACGAAAGAAUGUAAGUAUGGGGAAUCGCCUUAUCGCAUCUCGAUAGGCAACCAGUUUAUUACCAGUAUUAUCUUUAACCGUGGCCGGCAACAAUAUGCUAUAUAAUAAUAUAUUUUCGAUAAAAUCGAUAUAAAAAAAAAAAAAAAAAAACUCAUCAGUAUAAAACGUAUCGUUUUUCCGAGGAAAAAGGCUUUUUUGGUACUUACAUAACGAUAUGAAAAAAAACUCCAGCUGUGGCUAUAGCUCGACAAGCCACAUCUGUGCGUCUCGAAUUCUUAUGAUUAUUGCACCCAAGUAAAGGUGUAUUGUUUGUUUUACUUUAAAUUACCGAAAACGUAUUCAAAAUUCGACUGAUUGCAUUAAUAUUAUUAUAGUAGUAAAUAGCGCUCUUUCACUAUAUUAUAAAUGCCUGUAAUUAUAUAGAGUUUUUUUUAAUUCUAAUGUUAAAAAAAAAGCAUCAAUUCCACCAAAUUCAAGGCCGAGCAAAACCCCUCCCCCCCCCCCCCCGAUAUAAGAUCUAUUUCUUGUGUAAGACUUUCAGACAAAUACCUUAUUUGAAGCACAGUGUGUUCGGCGUAUUACUUUAUUGUUAACGUACAUAAAAAGAUUUACAAAUCCCAACCAUUGCUGCGUGUAAUGAAUCGGAAACCUGCAGCAUUACACAAAAAUUUCAUUCGAAAUCAUGUUCCGGUCAUAAUCCUCUAAUAAUACCGCGUGCCUAUACCGAUCAUCGGUUCCUAACGACUCUCCACACGAGAAUAAUGAAAAUAACAUUUCCUACAGACGUACCUUUUAGAAAGAAAAAAAAUCAAUUAAAAUCGUAUUAAUAUUACGAGCUUCUGAUAAAAUGUACAGUUUCCCUGUUAGAGGUUAUUUUCUGCAACGUUUUGUUUAAUAGAACUCUGAUAGUUGACACGCGUAACACUUUUUUGUUGGAAAAAUCUUCUAGGUAAAAUAUUGUACCUAGCCAUUUAGAGGGCUAGGCACUUUAAAGUUUAAAUUUAAAACAAAUUCAUGGAAAACUUCGUAGGCCUAUAAGGAUAUUUUUUAGAGUAUUUACGAGUAUUAACCAUUUAAUAAUUUUGUUUUUACUUUAUUAUUUUAUUGGAUAUUUUUUUUGUUUUCGAAAAUAUUAAUUUUGGUUUUUAAUAAUUUAAAAUAUGAUAACUAAUUGUUUUAUGAGUUUUUAUAGUUUAAAUCGAUUUCAGUAUUUCAAGGCAUGGUUGUCCCUGGGGUAUAACGAGCGGGGCUAUCGUCCCAGACCCCACAGUUCAACGGAUCUCAGAUUUCAAUAGACAAUACAAAGUUCAAAAAGUUUAAAAUAAAGUAUUUACCUACUUACCACUGAAUACAUUCUAUAUCGCACGAUGUACAAUUCCGUUUUAACCCCUCGUGUAUUUAUUUUUACUUUCGGGAAAACAUGUUGAAAUAUCAAAGAACGCUUCGAACAACUUUUAUUCCGUAUUUCUUCCACAAUUAAUAAUUCGAUGUUCCGAUGAUUAAUUAAUGAUUUUCCAUUUUCCCGGUGGGAUGAAAAAUAGCUGUCUACUUAACCUAUAAAUAAUAUUAAAAUUUGAAAAAAAAUUAAACACCGCGCUUAUAAAACGAACUAAAAAGUAAAAUAUAAUGGAAAAAUGUAUAUAAUACGAUAAAAUGGAAAUUGAAUAAAAAUACAAUAAAUGAAAACGUUAGUAGGUAGGUACAUACAUUGAGCUUGACACGCUUUCGGAAAAUAAUGAAAUAAAUAAUUUUAAAAAGUACCACAAUCGCGCGUGGAUUCCUUGCUACUGGAUUAAUAGAUACGUGAAUAUCAUUUACUUUAUUAUUAUACAUUAUUGACAAAGCAACACUAUCAAAUGAACUCCGCUCAGAAUGGUUUUUUCGUUAGCAACGGUUGAUCGUUGACGCACAUUAAAUUUCCGUCUAUAUCCUGCCGUCCCAACUACCCGCCCCACAACAGUGGCCUGCCCGUAAUGCGAAGUUGCCCGUUUUUUUUUAUAUCAAGACAUAUAUAUGCGAUUCGGUACCGAUAUAAACAGUGCUGUAUGCUGCGUGGCACAAGGGUGCAAAAAGUAAAGUUCGGAGAAAAUGAGUGGCGCGGGGGGGGGGAGGGGGGGCUCGCGAAAAAAAACUAUCUCAAACAUAUACUUAAAAAAGAAAAACCUUCCGAAACGAUCUCUCGCAGUCGCGUAGCCACAUGUGAAAUAACGAAUCGAUCCGUGCAUGUAUACAUAUAUCUAUAUAGAUGUAUACAAUUAUAACACGAUAUUAUUAUUAUUGCGAUUGUUAAAUCGUGUCGUGCCGUCGGUCCGGGACAGUGUCGCCUGGCACCGCGUCCAAUUUACAGAUAAUAUUUGUACCGUGGUGAUAAUUAUAUUUCGGAAGACGGCGGACGUGCGCUCGCGUCCCGCGACUUCGGCAGUUUCCCCGCCGGCGUGCGGGCGAUAAACGGCCGCGGGUCCCGCUGCCGGUCUCGUUAUCGCGCCGCCGCCGCCGCCGCCGCCGCCGCCGCCGCCGCCGCCGCCGCCGUAGUAUACUACCCUCGUAUAAGUUGCAGCCGUCAUCGUGCAGGUGUAGCAUGGUGUACCGUUUGUAACGAUACGCGCGACGAAAUGUGCGCACGGAUAGGAUACCGUUUUUACGAACGCAACGGGGUGUUGGGCGUGUGCACCGCCGGAAUCGAUGAAACGGCCGUUGAAUUCCGUAGCAAAAAAAAAAAAAUAACAAUAACAAUAAAUAAACGUCGUUUCAUUCGAAAAACAAUAAAACCAGACGGCAGUCCGGACGGGAAAUUGACGUUGAAAAUAUGAUUACAACACGAGAACGAUCGCGUUAAAAAAUUUAACGAAAAAUAAAUUGCCGCGCGUUAUUCCGCGGUAUCCUGCAAUUAAAAUACGCCGGAUAAUAAUCACCGUCGUGCGCGCGUAUACGUUUCUCGUCAAACUAUAUCGAGUAAUAUCCUGUUCGCUAACGAAUAUCAUAACCGCCGGCUACUCGUACAUAAUAAUCAAUAAACAUACGGGAUGAUUCAUAAGCGUUCGCUCACCAAAUUUGUUCGGUUAAAUUUUCCAUGUUAUAUUCAAAUUCUGAUUUACGGAAUUUUUAGGCGCAGUCAAAGCCAAUAUUUUCGAAUAUUUAGAUUUUCCACAACGUUUAAGGAGUAUCCGGGUCCACUAACUGUGGUUCUUCAAACGAGAACCUAUACUAAAAAAUAUUUCAUAAAUAGACAGAGUAUUACAUUAAAUGCAUUUUGGUAUUAAAAUUUUUGAUUUCCGUCAACUCUUCGACGAGAUAGUGAGGGGGGGGGAGUAAUGGAGUAUAAUUUUUUGUGGCGGCACGGCGCACGGCGUUUUAUUAGUGAGUUGUAUUAUAACAGUUUUAACACCAAAAUGUAUUUAAAAUAAUACUCCGUCUAUUAAUGACAUUUUUAAUAUUGGUUCUCGUAUGAAAAACCAAAGUUGGUAUCGCCGCAGGAUGCUCCAUAGUAAUGUUAUGAAGAAUCUAAAUAUUCGAAAAUAUUGGUUAUAAUUACACUUAAAAAUUCCGAAAAUCAGAAUUUGAACAUAAUACGCAAAAUGUACCCCAAAAAAAUGGGAUGAGCACACUUAGUGAAUCGUCCUAUAUAUCAUGACGUGUGAAAAUCCAACUACCGAUCUGUCGAUGAAAAAAAAAACAUUGUAUAUAGACCAAAAACCUAAAUAAAACUGCUAUUUCAUAAUGUGGUGAAUAUAUUAUUCCCCGUGUGUAUUAUAGAAGAUGGUUACAUUUACCCUGUUUUGUCCUGAUUCUAUUUAAAGAAGUCCAAUAUCCAUAUACAGGGUGAUUUUUUUUAUCAUAAACUAGCGAUUAUCUCGGAGUUUUUUUAAGUGAAUUUGAUUCUGUUAUUUCUAACAUAAAUGGAAUCGUUUAUUUGAACACACAGAUAUGAAUAAUUAUUAGCAAUAAUACUAAUAUCAGAUUUACCGUUGAAUGAGUUACAACAUUUUAAAGUUUAGACUGGAGGAAUAGGGAAGGGUUAUAGAUAGGUAAUUUAUUACUCGUUAUGAUUAGAAACGACAGAAAUCAAAUUCACUUAAAAUCUUCUGAGAUAAAAUCCUCUGAUUCGUGAUAAAAAAAAUCACCCUGCAUAGGCAUUAAACAACUUUUGGUCAGUAAAAACUUAAGACUUUUAUCUCUCUCGGUAUAUUAUGGUCGCUUAUAAUAAGGUGUUCGUUGUAUUUAUUUAUUUAUUUUUUUUUUUUGAGAUUUCUUUCUUCCCGUUUGUUCUACCGCGCAUCGUCGUCAGUGGUUUUUCUACGGACCGGUUCAAUGUCUAUACGUUUUAAUUUUUUAUUUCGUGCACUUUUUUUUUUUUUUUUUUUUUUGUAAGAAAGAUUUGUCACGUUGUUAAUUUUCCGUAAUAUUAUUGAGGUAUUAUAAUGCCUACAAUAUCCACGUACUAUAUACGACUGUUUUUUUAAUAUACAUACUCCCUAAUUCACACGGUGUACAACACGUUUAGUUCAUUUUUUAAUUAUAAUUUAUUUUAUUUUUUAAUUUCGAUUAUAAAAUAUUUCAAAGAGUCCUCGUAUUAUGUAAUAAGUAUACGAACACAUUAAGGCGUUUUGAACGACUGUCCAAUUAGUCACCCUGCACUCGACCCCGUAAUCCGGAUUUAUACCGAUGGUUCUAAAAACCUUACGUGCUCUUAAUACGCGAUCAGUUUGUCAUACUUAUAGUGUCACUUGUGACACAAUCAAUAGUAUAUUAAAGAUAAAAUACUCACUUUUUUGUGGGGUUAUACGUGCUUCAAAACAUUCUGUCGAUUUUUAAGCUAUCAUUAGCUUAAAUUUAGCUAUUGAGUCAUUUUAUAUUUGAAAGUCUUUUUACGUAAUUUUUAUUUUGUAAGCAUUCUGUGGAUAAAAUGACUAGAUAAAACACAAAUGCUUGAACAUUUAUUUCGAAAUUUGUUAUAAAUUAGUAGUCCAAAAAAAUAAUAUUGAACAUGAGUAAAGUAGCAAUAUUGUUUCAUAAGUGUGAUUAUUUUUCACCAACAUCGUAAAAUUGACAACUUAACCGAACUUUACUCAGAAUCUUUUUUCGUUAGCAAUGGUUUAUCGUUGUUUAUAAGAUUCAAAUUAAAUAAUUGAAUGUAUCCUAUACCUUUCCAACCUCCCGCUCGAAACAGUGACACACCCGUCCCCAAUAUAAGCUCUAUUUUUUAUUCCGUUUAAUUAGUUAGAUUGCCUACAGGCAUAGUAUGUACUCCGAGGCGCACGGAGUUUAAAAGGCGCACAAUUUUAAAACUGAUUGCCGUACGUCUAUUGUGAAUUUAAUGUUUAUAAAAAAUAUGUCUUGAAUUUUAGGACGGGAAUAGCGAGGAGCGAAAAAUAAACGUGAAAAUGUACAAAAAUAUAAUUUUUUUUUUUUCUGCUUAUUAGUAUUUUGGCCAUUGUAUAGAAUACAUACCCCGAAGCGCAAAAUGUCUUGAUCCGGUCUUGAUAUACACUAAAAAAGCGUAUCAACCGUCUGGUACACGUAGGAAAUACCACAAAAGCAUAUCGUGCUCGAAAAUAAAAAAAAUAAUACUCGUGCUCAUACCUGAAAUAUGUGAUUAUUCGUUACUCUACACUAACAUAGCAGAAUCUGAAGCAGAACUAUUUUUCUCUUAACAAUUUUGCAAUGUAUAAUUCGAAUGAGUAGAAUCGAUUUGUAUGUGUAGCACAUAAUAAUGCAUUGCAUAAUCUACAAAAUAAAAUAUUAAAAAAAAAAAAACCGUACGUCGGGAAUGAAUGUUUCCGUAACAAACAUGUUGUAAACUAUACAUCCAAUGUAAAUACCGAUUAGGCAAAUUUCCCUUGCGAUUUUUAUAUGAAAAUAUUAUAUUUUAUCAUUAAUAUAUUUUCCUUCCAAUUCAAGAAAAAAUAUCGCAUCGUGUGAAUGUAAACACAGUGAACGCUAGGUGGAGAAAACUGCUGGGAAAAUCAAAAAAUUUCCUUGUAAAUCGAAGCAAACUUGCUGGUAGAAAAGUUGUCCGCAGAAAAAAAAAUCGUAAUAUUUUACUAAUAUAUUUCGUACAUUUUCCCGUUUUUCUACAGUUUUUCACAUUUGAUGAGAAAACUUUUGAGGAAAAUGACCUCUUUAAAGUACCACCCCAAGAAAAUUUCUUUUCAUAAAAGGAUCUAUAUCAUAUAUAUCGGAGUAUGCUAUCUGGUAAAAAAGCAAUACAUUAUCCAUUUGCUCCAACUUAUAAUAAUAGCAAUGUUUCUAAAAGGAAAUUUCGCUAGGGAGGUACUUUAAAGAGGUAAUUUUUCGAUUUUCUCAAGAGUUUUCUCAUCAAAUUUGGAAAACCGAAAAAAACAGAGGGAAAACGGGAAAAACGUAGGAAAACUGGGAAAAUCGGUACAGCGUUAAACAAAUAUUAUUAAAAAAAGUAUAUAAAGUCUAUUUAAUUAUUUUCCUAUAAAAUGAAAUAUAUUGUUCACGAAGAAUUAUCAACUGAAUUCCGCUCAGAAUCGCUUUUUCGUAAGCAAUGGUUUAUCAUAGAUAUACCUAUAUUAAAUUAUCCACAACAGUGGCUACACCCGUCCACAUUUUCCUAGGACUAUUUUUUUUUUGAAAAAGCAUUGGGAAUUUUAGCAACAUUUUUCAAAUAAAAUACCGUUAGACAGAAAAUCUGCAAAACGUAAUAUGUACAUCGUGAAAAAAUCGGAGAACUGUCGGUAGGUAACUGAAAAAAAAAACCUUUUUUAUGUUUUUUAUGUUUUUUUUUUUUUCAGUUUUUUCGCUGUUCUCGGAAUCCAAUAAUACGCGACCCAGUGUAAUAAGUGUCAAACAUUUGUCAUGAUAAAUUGUUAAAUAUUAUUGUUAUACACCUAACAAUUAUAUAAUUUUAACACACUUGCGCACACCCACCAAUAUAAUGACCUCGAGUUGAUUUUUUCAAAUAAAUAAUUGCAUUCUCGUAUAUACCCGUAUACGUAUUAAAUUACACCUACCUAUACAAAUAUUAUCGUUUUACUCGAGUAAGUAUACAAAAAUAUAUUUUAUACAAUAAUUAUAAGUCACGAUACGGGAAUCGGGUACAAAUGUACAAUAAUUAAAAACCACAUCGUCAGCAUAAGUACCUACCUAUAUAUUACAUAAACAGUUGUGUUGGAUUUUUGAAAAAUUAAACAUUUAUGAAACGUAUCUAUCGCUCAGCUCGAAUAUCGUUAGAAAAUUAAAUAAUAAAGUAUUAUAAAAAAUAGUGUCUGUGUCCAAACAGUUGAACUAUUAACGUGACCAUUAAUUGGUACGCUCUUGACCGACUCCGGGCAAUUGCCCGUAUGCAUUAUAAAUGGAUGACUGAUUUCAACUAAACGAAAUGUUUAGCCGAAAAGUCCAUCGUCUUACUAAAUAACACAACGUUAAUAUACGACCUAUAAAAACUUACCUAUACGAAAUACCGUACCUGCACGAUCUAAAAGUUCCGGGACCAAACACCGUUAGAACAGCAGAAUUAAUAUCACUGGCUUUUUUGACUUUUCCUAAUCACACAUCAAUUUUGUGUAGAUUUUCAAUAACCAUCUUCGUUUUGAUACAGCCGAUGUAUUUGUAAAAAUGUGUUUUUCGCGUAUUGACGAUUUUGUAAUGAAUCUAAAAGAAGUGAAACUUGAAAAGCUUUAUUUUUUUUUUUGGGGGGGGGGAGGAGUUAAAGAAGAUUUUUCUUCCGUUUUUAUGUUAAUGUAAUGAUACGAGUAAUGAUUAUUAUUAUGAUUAAAUAUCAAAAAUGUUUUAUUGUCGUUUGUCAUACCAUAAUAUAAAGUUCCUGACAAACCUGAACUUGGAUUUGUUUAUGAACAUGAAAAACAAUAACUACAACUUAUCGACAUUUUCUCGUUUUAACUGUGAAUCAAUACCGACAUGGGUUAAUAUCGAGUUAGAGCAAUGCAAUUUUGAGGAUAUUUUUCGUGUCAGCACAUAGAACCGAAAAAUCAUGUUAUGAAAAAAAAACUCGUGCUAUGUCCAUAACAACAACCAACCUAGUCAUCGUGUACUAUGGCGUUUUACGCUGAAUCAUACUUAUUUCGCGAUAAAACGAAUUUUUAACGCAAGGUUUUUGUGUUAAAAACGCGUACGGCGACACAUCCUCCAAGUCAUUUCACUUGCUGGCAGUCGACCGUGAAAAACGUAAAUAUGAUCGAAAUCCAAAGUAACAAUGAUAAAUGUAAUAAUUCCAAAUCGGCCACGGAUCAUCCUCUAAACAAAAUACAAAUCAAAUUAGAAUUUUACAUUCUCUAUAGUUUCAAAAUUCUGUGGUAUUUCUUUUAGCCAUUGAAUAAAAUGUUGUGAAAGAAGUGGAGGUCCUCCAAAAAUAAUUGCCUCUCAAAAAAGUUAAGUUUACCACGUCACUGAUAGUAAACAAAUAUAAUAUGUGUUAUACCUGUAAUACUAUUAUAGGCAUUCAAGUAUUCUAUAGGUAUACAAGUAUAUCUUUUGACCUAACUCCUAAUCCUCCGAAGUUUUUCGUCGCUAAAAUUUAGCAAAAAAGAGUUUUUAGCCGUUACUGAUUCGUUUAGUAAUUAUUACGAUUUUUUUGAACAAACAAAUACUGCGGAUAUAUUUCAAUACAUUAAGAGAAGAAUAUUUUAUGGUUUUAAAUGUCAAAUUAGUCUUAUUCCUAAAUUGAAAAUAGUUUAAAUGUUUCAAAACGAUUCUAAAUUAUAUAUAUAGAUAUUAUUGUCGCUAGGAUAAUAAUCGGAAAAUCAAAAAUAAAUUUUAUAACUUCAAAACCAAUUUUAUGUUUAGAGGACGUAACAUCCGCAUUUACUGGCACAGUGCAACUACCAGGCAACGUGUAAAAACAAUACUUACGCAAAAGUAAAUCUAGCCCAAAUUUGAUUUUAGAGUAAAUGUACCUAUUAUGAAAUUUAUAAAGAACAAUAUUUUGGAGGGAAUAUCAUAGAGUUUUUUUUAUUCUUCAAAAUAUACAGCUUUAUAUAUUUUUGUAUCGAUAAAAAGAUACAAAACCUUAUUAUUAUUUUUUUUUUAAAUAACUGUAAUUUUUUUAAUAGUUUAUAAUUCCAAAAAUACCUAUGACAUUCCCUCCAAAAUAUUAUUAUCUGUAAAUUUUAUAAUAGGUACUUUUAGUCUAAAAUCAAAAAUUAAUCUAGUUUUACCUAUUCUCCUUAAGCAUUGUUUUUUCAUAUUACCCGGCAGACUGAGACAGUAGAUGCGGGUAUAACGUCCUCUUAAGCGUCCCAGUAGUAUACUGUAUAAGUACCCACUUAGUAUAAGUGUCCCGUUUUCUUUAACGAUGAAAUGCUUAGUUUGUAGCAAAUCGGGUGUAUGCUGUACACAUGUACAUAAUAGUGUAGAAAAAAUAAAUUAAGAUGGUCUAUUGAUCAAUUUCGAAAUGCCCAAGAUAAACCUGCAAACUCCUCGAAUUUUGCCUCACCAAGUACAAAAUGAACAUUACAAACAAUCUUUAGCGUUAGAAGCUGUGCGCAACUUAUGAUAUUAGUCUCACUCUUGAGUCACCGUCCAAGUUACUCCCGCGAUGGCCCAGAUAGUUAUAGUGUUUCAAAGUACCUACAAAGAAACUUUUAUUAAUGUUAAAAAUUAUUAUAAAAAUGAAUUCCUCUUGCCCCAUUUUCUUUGUUAUUUUUCGCUAUAAUUUUUCCCCGUCCUCGUUAAUUUUCCUCGUUACUCGUUAAGUACGUCGAUUAAUCCAAUUUGUGAUUCAAGUUUUCUUCGCGCGCCAUUGUUGGCCCUGUAAUGUUCAUAGCACGGGAAUUAAUCGAGUAUAUUUAAAACACUGUAGUUUUUAUUCGUUUCAGUGAAUGUUUAUUUCGUUUUAUUGCUAUUUUAUUUCAUAAACGCGUACAUUUAUCGCCUACUAAAAUAUUUUAUAGUCUGUAUAAUAUAUUAUAAUAUACGUAUAUUGUUAUUAUUAUUAUAUGUCAUCUUCGUAUUUUAUAUAAAAAUCAGAUAUAUUUUUACGACCAAUCUCGCAGAAGCUCACCCAAACUCGUUUACAGUAUAAAACAUUGUAAUUUAUCUAUAACAACACUGACGGUGCAGGUACGAUAAUAAAUUAUUCCGUAAUUUCGAUCUUUUUCUUCUGGAUAGAUGGGAACUUCUCUCAGUGGAAUUCGAUUUGAUUUUUUUUUUUAUCAUAUAAUCUAAACCACAAAAAAACGCGUUUAAAAAAAAGUGAUAAGGUGUAGGUUUUAGGUAUUGGUUGUAUUGUGAAAUUAUCUCUGUAAUAAAAUAAAAGCUCGAGUUGAUCAAAGUAAAUCACGGAUAAAUAAGAAAAUCAAAAAUAUACAUAAUACCUACACGUACUGUACCGAUCAAGAAACGUGAAUAACUACUAAUAAGUAACAAGCAUUGUAUUCCGUAAAGACAUGCAAAAACCACAGCCGUGACGCAGUCCGUCGUAAGCCGUUAUGAAAAUCGUGUAAUUAUUUCUGAACGGAACUGUGUUAGACAAAAACAAUUAUUUUCCUUUAGUUAAGAAAUAUUAUUAAAAAUUUUCCGUGAUGAUUUUGAAUGAAUUAUUCAUAAAAAAAAUAUCGUUCCUCCGGGUAUAUUGUAUUAUAAACUGCCGGUCCGAUACCAAAAUGUACCUAACAGGUACAAUUAGGUAUUUAGAUUUGGAAAUAAUUUAUUAAUUUACGAAGAGCGUACGAAAUAUGCAAAUCGUAUACGUUAAUACCGAAAUAAUAAUAGCCGUAAAACCUUUAAAAUAUGCACCGAUGUGCAAAAUAAAAUCUGUUCUCGGUUCGGUUUGAAACGCCGGCAUUUCAAACUCUUGCGGUCGUAUAUGUUAUGCUAUACUAUUAGUAUACGAACAUGCGAAUAAUCAUUAUUAAUAUUAUCAUUGAUCACGAUCAUUAUUCAAUAAUGCGUCACAAUACUUCGGUAUCUAAUAGUCACGAGCGAAACUAAACAAUUAUUUUAAUAGAACAAGCCAAACGAUACGUAUGAAAACGAAUCGAAGGCAUUUUAAUUUUGAAUUCGUCUAAGUCGCUAUGUUAUCUAGUCAAUAUUGAGUGGAACUAUUAGUCUCACCAGUAUAUAUGUACAAAAACAAGCAGCUGUACAAUUUUGCAUUUAUAUUAUUUUCCGUAUUCCUUAUUUUCGGGGGUAAACCUAUUUUUAAUAUGUUUUAGACGGCAAGAGCUACGUUAAAAAUUCCUUAAAUAUACGGAGUAUUAGUUGAAAUAAAAUUUGCUGUUGACAUUUUCGAUUUGCGCCAAUCCGUUGACGAGAUAUUUCACGUAUAAUUAUCGGGUCGGUGGAGAGUAGCGCAAACGGUUUCUAUUUUACAGUACCGUUGCACUUUUUGGAGAAAAAAAAAAAUUAUUGUAAAACAUUUGCUUCUGCGCGUUGUCCGUACACUUCAAUGCGUUACAUUCGAGGAUUACGUAGGAAUCACUGAUGACAUAUUUCAGUAGAGGUGACCGGCGCAUCAAAUGUUUCGCAAUUUAUUUUUAUUGUUUUUUUUUUUUUCGACUAAAAGUAUAACGUGUAUCCUGAAAAAACGGAAACCAUUCGCGCUCCGGCAUACAGACGGGGAACGGCCUCUCUGCACAAUAUCACUGUGCGGCGCAACCGCUUAGACGCGCACCGCGUUUGUUUCCGUCUGGCACGUGCGUAAACACGGUGAAGUUUAUUUCACUACUGCACGUAAUGUUAUAUUAUUAUUAUUAUUAUAGUCUCGGCAUCUAGGUAUUAUAAUAUUUAUGGGGCGUCCCGUGUACGAGUAUUGAGAUGUUUUAAGUCCCGCGGCAACGCUCGGUUCGAAAUUCACGGUAUACCCGCCGCGGCGGCGCGUACGCGCAUUUACGCGCAAAUACUUUUGCAGUUUCAUUUUGUUUUCACACAUCAAAGACUGCUGUGUAAUUACAAUAUUAUUGUUGCCGGUCGGUCGCAAAUCGCAAUUAUAUCUUUCGCGAAAACGAACGUUGCAAUACUAAUUAGUUAUGACUAGGUGGUUGCAGUCGUCGGUAUUAUACUGUACCGGUGUUUGAAGCGUCGCGUGUAAAUUAACAGACGCGAUGUGUGCAAUGUACACAUCGAAAAGUAUGACGCGCGACAAUGACUUGAGGGGCGGGUUUUCCGAAUUUUCUCCGAUUUAAAAAUUAUUUUUAACAUUUCAAUUGCCGCCUUGGAGAUGAGAUCUCCCGACCGGUCUAUUGCCCGGUACCCGUUUAGGGGGAAGGUUUUUACUGGCGAAAUGAGUUCACGGAAAUGGUACGACAACUCGCCGUCAAUUUAAUGUUUUCAUAAAAAAAAUUGUUUUCAUUGAUAAACAACAUUAUACAGGCCGCGUUGAACUCCGAUUUCGAAUAAUUUAAAAAAUAAAUGAUAAAAAAAAAGGUUGAAACUUACUUUUUUUAAAACUCAUUAUAAAUGUUGAGAAUAAAAUAUUGAAAAAACCAAGUUCAAUGCGGUUUGUGAAAUGUUUCCCUAUAUUAAUUAAAAAAAAAAAAAAAUUGUAUUUCAUUGAUUUUACUGAACAGUAUCACUAUUUCUGUAUAGAGUGUAUUUUUGUGGGCAAAACAACAUUGGCACCGGACGCCUUAAUAAAUGUCGACUUCGUAAAGUUUUUUGAUUAGUGUCGCUAUUUUUACGUUUUUUAUAAUUGGAAAACUGUUGCGUUCGACGAGGAGUUUUGGUGAAAAACGUUAAAGUUUUUAAAGUAAAUAAAUAUAUAAAUAAACAAUUUAUACAUAAAAAUAAAAUAAAUAAAUGAAUCAAUGCGUCACCAAUUUUAAUUCAAUUUUCUGUAGGCUUGAACGCAUUUCAUUAAAUAAACAUAAUUAUCAACACGAGCUCAAUAGUAUCUAUAAUAAGGCCCGUAGAAACAAUAUCAAUUCAAAUACUAUUAAAACAGUUCAUAAACGUAUUAAAGAAAAAAUAUUACCCAAAACGCCAAAUAAUGUCGUUAACUAUUGCAGUAUGGAAUAUCAAAAUAAUAUAUCUAACGAAUUCGUUAAAAGUCUGAAAAAAUAAUACAAACAAUGUAAACAUUGCUUUUAAGACUAAUAAUAAUUUAAUCAAACAUGUAAACAACAGAACUAAAAANAGAUUAAAAAAAGACUUUCCCUAAUUCAAAUUUCGCUGUACGUGUUUUAGAAAAUAACCACAAUAUAAGUUGUGAUAUUAAUACAGACUCAGAAAUAUUAAAUACCCAAAAUAACAUUUACAUUAAUUCAGUUUUAGAAAAAUUACGCAAACACGAUGACAUAAAGAAAAAUAAUUUCAAUAAUAUUUUAAAUGUUCAAACCGAUUUUAAAAAUAAUAUCUUAUAUCAAUACAUUUUAGAUAAUAAAUAAUAACUAAUUUUAAAUAAUCUCUCCUAUAAAAAUAAAUUAUUUCUAAAUUCUAUGUGAAACGACCAAUUUGUAUAAUUGUCUUUUCUUUUCUAUAAAUUCCUUCAUUUAAUUUAUUAUAUUCAAUCACAUUUUACAUUUUGACCAUGAUAAACGUGAUGAUGAAUUUUUAAUUCGAAACCUGUCGUAUAAUAACACUUUUCAUAACACUCUAGGCAACGCAUUGAUUCAUUUAUUUAUUGUAUUUUUAUGUAUACAUAUUGUAUUUAUUUAUUUACGAAUUUAUAUUAAUUAUUUUAAUAAUUUUGUUUUUAUUUUAUUAUUUUAUUGGUAAAGUUUGAUUAAACUUUUUAAUAAAAGUCGUAUUUAUCUGGUGAUACUUUAAGGACACGAAAUAGCGUAUUCCUAUAUCUAAUUUAACAACCUUUAAUUUUGGAAGCCCCAUACAUUUUAUCCGUAAGUCCCACGGUUAACGAGUUAUAACUUAUUAGUGAAAACGGCAAAAAGGUCAAAAACACCCGUUCGGAGAGUUAAAGAGCUAAUAAUAAAGGAUGAGUUUCAGGACUUUUAGUUUGUUCAUCAGUUAGGCAUGGACUAAUAAAAUCGUGUACCGAAAUUAAAUGUUCGAUAAAUUAGUUCACAACUUUUCCCCAAUUUCACUGGUCUAUUUAGUUAAUGCAUUACCAGUAAAAAAUUAUGUCAAAAUACUCUACGGGUCGUAGUUACUCCAUACGAUAGUACAAUUUUCGCCACGAAGCUCGAAACAGAAAGUGCAUUUUAUACAAUUAUUUAUAGAAUAGUUAUAUACAAAAAAAAAAAAAAAGGAAUUAUUUAUAGGUUAUAUUCAAACUGUAUAAUAUAUGACAUUUUCGGCUCUUUUUUUGUGCCACUUUUAGGUGAAAAAGCCGGAAUAUUUUGAUGGGAAAACUUAAGUCUCCGUAAUAUCGAUCAUAUGCACUAAGUAUUUACUUGGUUUGAGGUGAUGGGUGAGGGUGAGGGGGGGGGUCUUUGUUGCCUGGCCCUUAUUCGCGCUGUAUGAACAUUUGUCAAAAGAGCCACUAUAUGCAGGUACUAUUAGGAGAAAAAGAACAGUCGUGUCGACUGUAAAGUUAAACAAUUUUAAAAAAAAUUAUUUAUUGAUCGGGGGCAAAAAAAGCGGUUAUUAUUAUUAUUAUAUUUUUUUAAUUGCGCAUAAAUUGUGAUAUAUACAGUUUUAUGAAUGCAAACAGAAAAUUACAUUUUUCAAUGCCGGUGAAAAAAAUCUGUCAGCGGAAAAAAUCAAUGGUUUUUCAUUUUCCUUUUACAUUGUAAGUGAAGCAAAGAAGUUUAUGGUUUUACAAUGAUGUUUGUUUUUUUUUUUUUUUUUUUUUGAGUGGACAACCUUUACUACCAGAAACUGUUUAACUAUCCGAUUUAUAAAUGUAUCACUUUUUCUGAUAGGAAAUAAAUGGGAAAAACGUAAAUAUAGGUACAAAUAUUAUUAAAGAAAAUAUAUAAUGCCUAUGUAAAUAUUUUAUCAUAAUAUGAAAUAUAUAUUGUUAGCAAACAAAGCAACAUUAUCAACCAUGAAUUCCGCUCAGAAUCGUUUUUUCGUUAGCAAUGUUUGAUCGUUGCUUACGAUAUACAUUAAAUUGCCCCUCUAUUGCGUUCCCAACUUCUCACAUACUACAGUGGCCCACCCGUGUACGUACUAUGUCCGUCUCUUGUUUUUUUUUUUUUUCUAUAACACUCGUUAAUUUUUAAAAAUUUAAUUUAAGAUUUUAACAAGUCAACUUGUGUUUUUAGGGUGAACUUUUAACUUUAUAUAAUCGCAUUAAAAAUUAUAACGCUUGGUGCAACGCGUUACUCGUUUAAACUUGAAUAUUAUUAUUCCGUUAACUUUUACACACAUACAAUACAUUUUACGAGCUUAAUCUACAAUUGCUUUUUUAACGCAUUACAAAUAGAGACAGAAUAUAUUAUAAUAAUCGAAUUUUAUAUUAAACGGGUGAACAUUUUUUACAAUAUUUACGACAACUUCGGACGUUUUAUACCGUUCCGUUAAUUAUGAUUAUUAUACGGCUACGAGUCGUGACAUUCGGAUAAAAAAAAACCUGAAUAUUAUAACGCGUUAAUAUUUUAGAUUAUUGUUUUUUUUUUAAUCUGUAAACGAUUAUUCUAUCAUAAAUAUUGGUCCGACCGAAAAACUCCAAGAGACCAUUUUCGUAGCGUUUCGUAUCUUUAGUUGACGCAUUUAGAAGGUCAUUUUUUUUUUUUGUUAUCCAAUUUUGAAUAUUAACUUUAAAUCGCCACAGAAUACGUACACUGGACAUUUCCAGACGCGGUAAAACGUUUAAAAACGAUUUUUGAACUAUUUGCAGACAUUUAACAUUAUUUAUGGCGGUUCUUUCUCGUGACGACUCGGUCGACUUUUACUCCGCGUAAUAUGAUGAAACCGUUCGAGAUGUAUACACUUGAGACGAUGAUAUUUUGUGGACAUGCGUACACGGCAACAAUACGAAUAUGCAUUUACAAUAAUAGUAUAUACAAUUUAUUGUAUUAGAUAGUAUACAGCACACCUACCUUGAAACUCUCUUACAGUCAAUGAGUAUGUAAAAUCGCCGUGAUUUCAAACGUCGACCUGUUUUUUUAUCAGUCUUUUUUUUUUUUUUAUCGAUGAUGUUAGCACACGCAUACAACGCCUUAAACAUCACUAAUAACACCGUCGCCGCGCCGCCGUGUUACGGACGUUACACGGUCUUAUAACAAUUUCACCUUUCUCGAUAUUUAACGAUUUAAUAACCUUAAGUUCGCCCUAAGUUUUACAAAUAAUAAUUGUUAUUGUGACGGUAUGAUGUAUACCUUUACUGGCCUCGCAGCUAUUAUAUAUAGGUAUACGAACGUCAUUCACGGAUUAGUACACGAUUGUAUUGCGUAUUUUGAAAAAUCUCGGUCAAAUAAUAUACCCGCGAACAAAAAUUUAAAAACAAUAAUUUAUCUAAUAGCUUCUAACCAUAGCUAUACGCUUGAAAUUUGUAAAAUUAAAAAGAUCCGACCCCUUAAAAAGUGAAUCCAAAAUGAUUGAAACGAGAAUCAAUAAGACGAAACGGGAAAAAAAAAAUGAAUACUGGAGAUGGGAGUGGCCACUGUUGUAGGUGAAAAAUUGACAAGGUAGGAUACAUAAUGUUACUACAUUUUUAUCUGAAGGCAACGAUAAACCAUUUUUUGACGAAAGACGAUUCCGAGCGCAGUUCGGUAAUACAUAAUUUGAAGUGUAUGGACCUUUUUUUUGCGAUUUUCGUUUAAAUUUGAUUUCAUAACGUUAAUUUCACCACGUCUAGGUAAGUCCAAUAUAAGUAUUAUAACCAAGUUUCAAAUCUCUACGUGUAUUUAUAACCGAAUUACAAUAAAAAAACUACCAAAAAUUAAAAUUCCUUAAAACCUCAAAACCGGCUCAAAAUAUUUGGCCAUGAUACCGUAAGAAAGUAAAUCAAAAAGGUAUCGUGUGAUUUGUCGUUUAAAUCAUUUUUUCUGACAGAAAACGACAUCCGUGUUUUUAUAAAAUAAUGAAAUCGUGAAACUGUACGUUUUCCUACGUUUUUCCCGCUUAAGUGCUUUUAUUUCAAAAAAGGCGUCGAUAAUUAAAAAAUUACUUUUUCAAAGUACCAUCUAGACAACUUGAGCUUUCAUAAAAGUUGCUACACGUAAAAAUCGGAGCAAUUUUACUAAGAAACAACGUGUCCACAGACUAGAAAAAAAAAAUUAACAUCUUAGUAAAACCAAUAGCUCCCUCGCUACGUUCGAAAUCUAAAAUAAUAGUAAAAUAUAAUAUUAUUAUGCUUCUCUCCCGACUCGAAACGGUCGCGAUUCACUGCCUUGAAUGCGCUAUAGAAAUUAUAUAGAUAACGCAUUAGAGGACUCGGUAAAAUGUACGCUAUCAACCAAAUGACUGCAUUUUCUAUAGCAUUUCAAUGGCACCACCUCCGGGGCUGAGGACCGUGAGCACAAUAUAAUAUUAUCAUAUUAUAUCAUUUACAUGGUAUAAUAACACAUAUAUUUCGUUUUGUUUCGAUCUUUUUUGUACGCUUUUUACGCCGCUGUCGAGGAAUAUAUCGCGGAGGAGGUAAAAUUGUUGUGCACACGAUAGAAUUCAAAUUUCACCCUCCUCCCUCCCCGUCGCGGCCGUUCAAACAUCACGGGGUCGCUGGCACGCCGUUUUCUCCCAAUUACCCACAGAAGGAAAUACCGCAAGGAAAAUCGAACUAAUAAAAAACGACCUUCUAAUGUACCGACCGGGCAUAAUUUUCUACACCAGAAAUCGCCACUAAAGUCGACGACCGGAGAAAAAGUCGAAAAGCCACGAAACAGAAAAACAAAAGCUCCCCGCGCCGAAAUGAAACCGCCGCCACGCUCGGAACGUGAAAAAACGUUUUUAUAAAACUAAAAUGUGGUACAAAAUCCCAUGCCUCGCAUAAUAUGGUUUUACACUCGGCUCCGUGGUCCUCGCAGACUCGACUCGCGGACGACGCUGAGAAAUGUACGCGGCUUUCCGGCCGCGGGGUCCGGUAAAAUUGAAUUGAAAUCUACAUACGUUUUCGGCAGCUCGACUCGGCUCCAUCCCUUGGUUUGUGCGAACGCCCGUACAUCGUCAUAUACGGCGCCAUACACGCAUCAUUAUGUAAAUCCGCAGAUCCGCAAAAUAAAUCGCAACCUAAUAUAAUAUUAUCAUGUUACCUGUAUAGUGUUUCCAUACGCAUAGAGUAUGUAUGAUUAUUAUUUUCUCGCGACAGUUACUGUUUACAAUAUUGACUAUAAUUACAAAGUUUAGUUUUUCCGGAUCUGUAAAUCCGUAUACAACGGAACAAUAUACAUGUACGGAUGGAUCCGUUUAACAGGACGUUACAUCCGCAUCUGCUGUCUCAAUCCAACUAUCGCGUAACAUGCACAAACAUGCAAAAAAAAAAAGUGCUUACGCAGAAUGAGUUAAAUUAGAAAAAUGUUGAUUUUAAAAUAAAAGUAAAAGUACCUAUUAUGAAUUUUAUAGAGAACGAUAUUUUGGAGAGAAUGUCAUUGGAUUUUUUGUAUUAUUCAAAAAUAUAUUCGCCUCGACACAAAAGACACAAAACCCUUUAUUUUUCCUUUUUUAAAUAGCUGUAACUUUUUUAAUAGUUCAUAAUUCAAAAAACGCCUAUGACAUUUGCUCCGAAAUAUUGUUCUCUAUACGUUUCAUAACAGGUACUUUUACUCUUAAAUCAAAAAUUAAGCUAGUUUUACUUAUUCAUUGUUUUCGCAUGUUACCCGAUAGUUGGGCUGAGACAGUAGAUACGGGUAUAACGUCCUCUUAAGUAAAUAGGACACCUGAUAUCACGGAAAGUAUUUAAGUUUUUCAAUUUUUUUUUUUUUUAAAUUUAACGUUUACAUUAUUUUUCGUCACCCUAAUUUUUGUGGGUGAAACGACUGCCUACUUUUGAUUUUCAAAUAGCAACCUAUAUUAAAAUUUCUGUAAAUAGAUAUAGGGUAUUAGUUAAAAUUAAUGUUGGUGUUUAAAUGAAUUUAAUAUAAAAAUAUUUCAUCGACAGAUCGACGAAAUCAAAAAUUUCAACACCAAAAUUUAUUUUAACUAAUACUCAAGGUCAAAAGUAGACAGUCGUUUCACCCCCAGAAAACAGAGUGACGAAAAAUAAUGUAAAAUUUUAAAUUUAAGAGCCGUUUGUUUCUUAAAUUUUCGUAAAAAAUAAAAUUGAAAAAAGUAAAUACUUUCCAAUAUCUCCAGUUAAGUGUACCCACUUGAAUAGAUCACUCUAGAUGUACAAGGUAUCUCACAAAUAUACAUGCGUUGUAGUGAAUCCUGAGAUAUUAAAGAUAAUCAAAUUGUGUUUGUUUUUUUUUUUUUUUUAUAUAUAUAUACUACUUUUAGGGAUAAGGACUACAAACAUUUAGACAUUGAUUAAAUGUGUAUGUUUCGGUAAAAAAAUAAACAUUUUAUUUUAUUAUUUUCGAGCAAUUUGAAGGUAGCCAUUUUACAGAGUUUAUUCAUACGAAUAUUUUGACAUCGUAAUUUUUUAUUUUUUAUUAAAUUCGGGCUUUUUAAUAUUUUUUUAAAGUUCCGAGAAAAAAAAAGUGUACAGUCAAUUGCCCAUAAUAACAACAAUAAUACUCAGUUAGCAAAUACGAUUACAGCCUAUUGCAUAAUUAUAGGUAAUCGCGAAACAACAAUUAGUAUAGCAUAAUAAUUAUUAUUAUUACUAUGGCUAAUGUUGACCGAACGGUUUUUUUCUCUGUACUUCAAAAAUGUACAAAGAAUCACGUAUCAAUGAAAACAUCAAGUCGAAACACUAUAACAGACUCUAUAAAACGGCUAUCUUCAUAUUUGUCGUAAACAAUAAAACAAAAAGUCAUUUUUAUAAUUGUUUUACUAAAACAUACAGAUGAAAUUAAAAUAUACAUAUUCGUAGUCCUUAACUCUGUGAGUUUAUAUAUAUAUAUAAAAAAAAACAGAAUUAAAUUAUUAUUAUUAUUUCCGGAAAUAGUAAAAUGGGUAUCCUCGUGGGACACCUGUAUACAUAAAAAUAAAAAAUUGCUAGUUUGCAUGAGUUAGAACCUGAUUGUAACAAAUACUAUCCAACAAACGCAAAGGCAUCAAAUACUGUCAACAGCGAUGACGAAUAACAGGGUGAUUUUUUUUUUAUCAUGAACCAGCAAUUUCCUAGAAGGAUUUUAAGUGAAUUUGAUUUCUGUUUUUUUCGACCAUUAUGGAAUCGGUUAAACUUUAUUUUAAAACCAUUUUUAAUUGUUUACCCCUACCCCAUGUACCUAAUAAGUAUGUACUUUUGUUUUUCAAAUAGGAAAUUAGGGCACACAUUUGAACAGAGAAUAUUUUUCUAGACAAUUUGAUAUGCAUAACACUAAUAUCAGAUUCGCCGUUUAUGAAUUAAAACCGUUUAAAGUUUAGACUGGAGGAGUAGGGAAGGGUAAUAAAUUACAUGAUUGCACUCUACCCCACUCCUCCAGUCUAAACCUUAAACGGUUAUAACCUAUAAACGCUAAAUAUGUUAUUUAAGGUAUAUAUAUAGUGUAGGGGUAAAAAAUAAAAAAUGGUUUUAAAAUGAUGCUAAAUCGAUUCCAUAAUGGUUAAAAAAAAAAAAACAUCAAAUUCACUUCGAGGAAAUUGCUGGUUCAUGAUAAAAAAAAAUCCAUCCUGUAUAUUGAAGGUACCUAUACCAUUAAAUGAAUCCGAAUAUAUGUGAAACCAAUAUUCACCAAGCACAAAAUAUUUUUAUCCGUAUUUUUUUUUUUUUUAAACAAAUGCCACUAAAAUUUCUCGUCUAUAUGAAUAGAUCGUUGAAAUAAAUACAUUUGUCAAUGAGAAUAACCCUUAAUGUGAUUUUUAUUUUUUUAUCAUACGAGAGGGAGAGAAUCACGAACAUUGUUGUUACUAUCCUAUAAAAUGGUAUAAAUGGACUACUAUCCUUCUGCCUCUGCGCCCUACAAUAAUAUAUACAAAAGUGUCCCACGAAAAUAUACUCAUUGCAAAAUCUCCUGAGGUAAUAAAGAUAAUUCAAUUCUGUUUUUUUAUAUCACUCGCAGGGACAAGGACUACAAAUAUUUAUGUUUGAAUUCAAUUUUUACGUUUUGGUAAAAAAAACUAAAAAAAUAUAACUUAAUUAUUUUACUAUUAUUUUAAUUUUCGAAAAAUUUAAUAUUAACAAUUUUAAAGUUUAUUUUUCUGAAAAUUUUAAUUGUGAUUUUUAAUCAUUUUUUAAAGUUCAGAAAAAAUAUUUAUAAUUAUUCAGCAGGCUAUUCAUCACGUUCGCUAAUUGAUUAUUAUUACUGUGACUAAUUGACUGUACACAUUUUUCUUCGAGCCUUAAAAAAUGAUUGAAAAUCACAAAUUAAAACAAAAAAAAAGUUAAUUCUUCAAAAUGUUCGGAAGAAUAAACUUUAUAAAAUGGCUGUCUUCAAAUUUUUCUAAAAUAAAAAGUUAUUGUUUUUAGCUUUUAUUUUGACAGUUUUGCAGAGAGCGUACUUUUCGCAUUGUCCGCCAUUAGUGUCAUGACGAAAAACGCCAAAAUCAAUAUUGAUCAAAAUCACAGUAUAUAUCUGUGGCUUGGUGCAAGAAGGGCCAAUGUCACAUUUUGUGAUGGUUGGGAAAUGGACUUUGAAAUUUUAACUGCCCAUAUAAAAGUAAACGUUUGUGUAAUUUGCAAUUUUUACUGAAACGUAAACAAUUUGAGAUUCUAAUUGGAGCAAAGAAGCUUAUGUGGUUUUACAAAGUUGUUUUUUUUUUUUUUUAUCUGAGUUUUCUCAUCAAAUUUGGAAAACCUAAUUAAAAAAAACGGGACAACAUUAAACAAAUAUUUUUAAAGAAAAUAUAUAAACCCUAUUUAAUUAUUUUACUUUAGUAUGGCACAUAUAUUGUUAACAAAGUAUCAACUGAACUCCGCUCAGAAUCGUUUUUUCCCCUAUUAUCUUAGGACGUCUUUUUUUCUUUUUCUUUUUUUAUCGCUGAAGGUGAUCGCUAGAUCGUAUAGCAGUGGCGUGUAACCUAAGAUCCAAGUGUCGCUCAAGCAACACCUUAAUGAUGGAAGGGCGGGUAUUAAUAUUAUUAUUAUUAUGUUGUGUUGUAAUCGAGUAUUUUUAAAUAACAUGACAGAUAGUAAUGCUGCGCGACAAUGUGAAAUGUAGAUAUCUGAAUGCGAUCUUUUUUAUGGAUUCUUAAUUUUCUGGUGUACAUUAGUAUUGUUAUAUUUUUUUUUCUGUAUAAUUUUGCAAUCAUUACUCAGAGAAUAAUUUUUAAUAAAACAUUAAAAUCCGCUCGAAGUUUUACGGUACAACUAACAAUAGGAAUACAUUAUUAUCGACACUAUAUCGUUAGGUAUAACAAUAUUACGAGGGGUGAGUAAAAUUAUUUAUUUUUUUUUUUUUGAUACAUGUCACUGUCGUAUAGUAUCCAAAAAUAAUCACCGUGUACCCUAUAUAUAACGGGUACACGCGGCUUGAGGCAACGUGAACUUUCGUUGUGGAUUUAUACCGAGCAUAAUCUUAUAUACACUCGUAUAGCCUGCUGCACGCGCGCUUUUUAUGCAAAUCGUUUCGUUUGCGCAUUCAGCACCGAAACCGCCAAACGCAAUACCGCUGUUUUCGCUUCCUUAUUUGUUUUUUUUAUUCGCGAUAUUAUUCAAUGGGUAUCGCCAAUGGGUAACUUUUUAUCGCUAUACACGGGGACUGCAGCAGAGGUCGGUACCGCCGUGUUUAAACUUGAUCGCGUGCGUAUAAUAUGCGACGUGUAAAGUUACACCGUGCCAACAUACUGUAUAGGUAAUAGCAGAUAUACCUGUUAAUGUGUAAACCCGCGUCUUGUAAAUUUACACCUUUUGAAAAGUCGAAAUUUACUAAACUAUAGAUAUUUAUAUACAUGAGAUUAUUUGUAAUUUUAUCCGGUCGGACGCUGUUGAGUAUUGCCAACCUACGAUGUACGCGGUGUGAUAUUUACGGAAUACGUAAUCAAAUUGUAUAUUAUUAUAAUAGCAAAAAUUAUAUCGUAUGAGAUAGUAAAAAUUAUUUUAAAUUAGGAUGGAGGCCAGAAAUCAAAAAUGUCUUUUAAAAAGCAUCGUUCUCUAAGGCAUGUUUUCCACACGAAUUCUGCCAAGUACGAUUCCAGAACAUUUCUUUUGGUUUCACGGCGUUUUUUGUGUACCCGUGUAGCAGAACCCCACAACCUCUAAAUGUUUCGGGCGUGUGCCCCUGUGUCCGGAUCAACGAGUACUGUACAUACGAUAAAGACAUUUUGUUGACAGUUAUUGUGUUUGUCAGGGGAGGGGGGAGUCGAAUUAAAUUCUAGAGGGGACAUUUGUCCCCCCUGGAGUGUACCUGGAUUCAACACUGAAUAUGAUAAUUACAAUAAUAAACUCGCCAGUGUAACAAGUAUAGGUAUUAAUACUGUCGUGUCUUGUUUCGGGGGAACAGGUGCCGUACGAGGAGACGUCUUGCCUGGUGGAGGUGGACUGGGAGAACGGUUUCGUGGAGACGUCCGCCAAGGACAACAUAAACGUCGGCGAGGUGUUCAAGGAGCUUUUGACCCAGGCCAAGAUGAAAUACGACCUGGGCCCGUCCCUGCGGCGGAACUCGGCCCGGAGACAGUCGUUACCGUCCGGCGGCGGCCCGUCGGGACAGGCGUCCAUGGUGCCCACGCCGGCACAACUCGCGCAUUUGCAGAAAAAGGCCAGCGGCGGCGGCAGAGACGACUACGGCGGCGGCGGCGGCGGCGGCGGCAGCAAAUCGAAACGCAACUCGUGUUCGAUAUCGUAAACAAUAGUUAUUAUCAAACGAACAAUGUUAUUAUUACUAUUAGUAUUAUUGUUAUUAUCAUCGACGAAAAAUUAUAUCAACAAAAAAAAAAAAUAAUAAUAAUAAUAAUAAUAAUAAUAAAAUAUACGACUACCACUUACAGGGUGUAGAUACAUUAUAAUACGUAAUACACACGUAUAUAUUAUAAAUAAAUAUAAUAUAUGUAUAUCCGCGUAAGUACUAUAAAAUAAUAUAUCAACGACAAUAUAACUGUAUGCAUGUACACAGGCGUUAUUGAGGGUGUUAUUAAGGGGUAGCGAGUGGUACCCAGCCAUUUUUAUCGGGAUAGCUAGGCUACCCAAAGAGUAAUUUAGAAAAAAAAAAAAAAAAAAAAAAAAAAAAAUGAUGUAUAAUUUCUUCCUCGCUUUUUUUCUUAAUAUAAUCGCGCGAAUGGUAAUACCGUAUUGGCUUGUUAUAGCACAUCGAAUUUGAACACGUAUACAAAAAUCAGUCAACCUACUUACCUAUUAUAUUUCUAAACUUGUUUGAUAAUUUUCUGGACAAUUCUAUGGCCAGGAUUAAUAUUAAAAAUAUUACUCAAGACGUUCGCCACCCUUUGAUUUUACUUCAAACGACGCCUAUGUAUAUGUGUACAUUAUAGCGGUAUGAUAGAGCGCAUCGCUUGUACAUUAUUAUUCAGUCACUAUAGUCCGAGGGUUCGGGGUUCCGACCCCUCUCUUCGUUCGUCUUUUUUCCCCCGAGAGUACAGAAACGAAUUCAACGACGAGCAUCGUAACGAUAUUGUUGAAUUUGAUAUUUUAUAGAAAAGAAAAAAAAAAAAGAAACGCAAUCGAAUCGGUUGAAUAAUACAUUUGAAAACCGCCACACUCUCCCGCACCCGUAAUUAGUUUUCAGUUACGAUUCGUUUACGACUAUACUGCAACAUUAUAUUAUACAGUGUGUAGCCAAUGAGAAAUCAAUAAUAAUUCAUACGUCUUCGGUAGACCAACGAAUAAUAAGGGCCAAAGUCAAUUUUCUGUAGUUUUUUCGAUACGAGCGAAUCUCCAAGUGGCGUAAUGGCAUAACCGCCAAACCGGAAUGGUUCGUAUAAUAAUUGUACAACUCGUGUCAUUUUCGACAAUCAGAAAGUAGCUACAUGAUCGUAUUCUAUUGUAGUGUGAACGACGAUAUUUUCGUUUUCAUUUUUCAGCAUAACGUGUGCUAGGAUAUACAUUUAAUGAUACGCAUAUGCCGUUUAGACCGGAAAAAUAAAGGGACAAAAUUGCAUAGGAUAAAAUAAUUUAAAAAAAAAAAAAAAACAAAUACCCAAAAAUUGACUUGGACCCUUCCUGCCUAUAGGACAAAAGGUGUACGUAUAUUUCCCCGCGUAUUUCGUGAAUUUUGACCGCGAAUUAUUAUUAUCAAUUAAUCGCGCGUUUUGUUAUUCGCUAUCCUUUUCAGGUCACAACCGUGAAAUCGUGUGCGAUCGCGUAUACCAUACGCCGCCACACGUAUUGGAGAUGAAAAAGUGUUUGUAAAUUUUAAAUGUAUAACCCUGUAUAUUUGUUGUGUGCGUCUAUAAACUUCAGACUUACUGGGAACGGAUUUCCGAAUCGAAAGUUUUCAGAGGCGACUUUGAACGUGUGCAAACCGUUAUAGACGAGUCGUAAAUUCCAUGCGGACGUCGGUUCGAAUCUUUCACGGGUACGAAAAUUCUCGACGCACGGCAGCGCACUAGCUGCUUAAUUCGUUCAUCGAUGGGUACCGUUUGUAUAUACACAAUAACUUUCUCGUUUCGCGACGGCGACCGGGUCGUUUUCAUACCGCGUGCAGAGCGGCGUGAUCGGGAGAGGGGCGGAUUGUGUAACCCCGGUGGUCCCUGUCGAAAAUCAAAAGUGUUUGAACGACGCGCGCGUGUGUUUUCCCAAUUUUCCAAUAUAAAAAUAUAAAAUCGUAAAAAAAAAAAAACAAUAAAUAAAUUUUGAUCUUCGUAGUCGAGCUGGGGGGACUCCCCCCGUCGUGUCCCCUCCGGCUGGGGGCGCAAAUUAGGAACAAGUUUAAUGAAAUCGCCCAUACUUUGUUUGUUGCAUAUAGUGAAAAAUCUAGCGGGCACGGUAAUUAGCAGGGCUCGUAACUUUCAAGCGUUUGCGUAUUUGUUUAGAGCGAUCUUAGAGAUGCUUAUGUGAGCUGUAAAUUUAUUUCAGGAAAUCACGAAGCUGUAGGUUUAAGUUGCGUAUUGUUGCACAUUUCGAAGUUUAAAUGCUAUUUCCUUAUUUUGUGUGUUAAGGUUAACACCAUUAUUUCGGUACAAUUUUUACAUACUUAGAUUUUCCACGACAUUUAAGUAGUAUCCUGUGACGAUAACUAAUUCAUUAAUUACUUUGUUUUUCAAAUAAAAACCUACAUUUUUUGAUGUAAAUUUUUUUUUCUUUUGAAAAUAUUGACGUAUUUUAAUCGAUAUUUAAACGAUAUAUUUCUGAGCUAUUCUGCUUCAAAUACUAAGGAUAAUAGUCGUUUAAAAAGGGUAGGAUACCAGCUGUUUCAUGUUCAUCGAUAAUUUCCCGUUUUCCUUCGUGAAGUUAUUAUCGAUUCGUACCUAUUUAAAGUAAAAUAGUAACUCGGACAUUUUCCGUUCCAAUUUCGAUUAAAAUACUUCAACAUUUUUGAAAAAAAUCACACGAUUGACAAUUUCCAUUAAAAACAUGUAGGUUCUCAUUAGAUAAACAAAAGUUAAUAUUGUCACAGGACGCUCCUUAAGUGUUGUAAAAAAUCUAAGGAUUCGAAAUUAUCGUCUUUCGCUACACUAAAAAAUUCCAAGUAUCGGAAUUUGAAUUUAUUCAUGAGUCAACCAUAAAAAUGUAUUGAGCACUAAGCAUGCUUAAAAAUCACCGUCUAUAUUAUUAUAGAUAUUUAAAAAAAAACCGCCAGUGGUGGAAAUCGAUCGACGUCUCUUUUGGCUGAAAAAAAGGGGGCGAGGUUCGUCUUGAGAGCGGCGAGAUGUUUUUUUUUUUUUUUUUCUCAAUAGUCCGGUAGUAUUCCGAACGGACGGCCCGAAACGGGGAGCCGUGGGCGCGCCUCGCGGCUGACGUGCGUUCCGCGUCCACGGAAUACCGUUGUUGUGCCCGGAACGCGAUUGAAUAGGUGUUGCUGUUAUUAUUUGUGUUUUUUAAAAGCCGUAGAGGCACGCGACCGUUGCGCGGCGCACGAUUCGCGAUCACGACAAUCCGCUACGAGACGACGGUGCCCUUUUACGAUUACGCCGAAAUUACGAUUUCGGAUUCUAAACCGUAAUAUUACGGUAGCCGGGUGUUGCGCGUUGAAAAGCGAACGAGUCGCGUUCACGUGUAGGGGUGGUUGCCGGCCAGGGAUGGUCGGAUACUCAGACAGGCGCAAUGGCUUUUUUGUUACAUUCGGUCGUCCCGGAUUACAAAAACGGCGCAGACGGUCCGCCGGACAGUCACCGGCCUCCGGGGGGGGGGGAGGGGGGGUCCGUAAUAAUGCCGUUCCGACUUUCAUCGAACAGCUAACUAAUACGGAACAAUUUCAAAUCCGAUAGCCUUUGAAAGGCAAACAAAUAUAGGGCGGGCGGUGCGAGAGAUUUAUUCGUUUCCGGAAAUUUUCGAAAAACCGUGUUUGUAUAACGGACAUUUUUUUUUUUUUUUGAUUUGUAUCAAACAAUAAAUUACAAUAUACAAUUGCGUUCCUUUCAGAAAAAAAAAAAACAACAACAACAACCUUAUAGCGAUGUAUUUUUAAUUGUUGCAAAAAAAAAAUGUUUCGAACGAAACAAAAAGUAUCGCGUUUGUUCGACCGCAUUGAAACGGCCUAUGCCCAUGUAACUUAUUCCUAGUAACGUAGCUCGUAUAACUGAUACGAAGGGGAGUACUCGGAGGUUGUUCGGUCAUCAGAGUCAAAUGCUCCGUAAAACGAAUGCAACGGAAAUCGUGAGAGUGUACUACACAAAUCGAUGGACCGAAGUCGCGUCCGUUCCGUCGAAAAUCGUAAAAACUAUUGCGCGUCGUUAAUUGUCAUAUUGUUGCAUUGCCACGGCCAUUAGACGCGCCGACUACCGUUGCGUUGCGGUUACGUACGCCUGUUCAACGUUUAAAAUUGCGUGUAAAUAUUUUUCAUUUCCAAACGUGUCGUACAAUCCGAAUGUAAAAAAAUUCUCACAAAAAAACAUAACUGAGCGAAAUGAAUUACCAUGUCGUGUACUUGCAUUUUGAUUAAAUAAAAUUAUUGUUUAUCGAUUUUCCCGCGUUUGGUCUGUAGAAUUUGAUUUGAUUUUUUUUUUUUUCAUUUAGCCGUACACGAGUUUCAAUACCGUACAUAAUAUACUCGUCUAUUAACCGGAAAACCGUAAUAUUAAGAUACCCAGCUAAAUCACGAUAACGCGUUCGCGUGUACAAUUCGGUAUGAUAUUUUGUAUAAUUCCGAGCAAAUUGUAACAUUUUUUUUUUUUUUUUUUAGCCUGUUUAUAUACAAUAACAAUACAUUGCAUUAUUAUAUUACAUAUACAUAUAUAUAUAUAUAAUUGUUAUUUUUCAAAAUCUUUGAAUAUUACCUCUGUUGUAUUAUUAAAAUAAUAUAUAGUAUCUGUGUGCGUU